AUUCACGGGUGAUGAAUGUGUCUGUCUGCCACGUCAAGCUGGAGCUUUUCUUCUCAGGGGAAGUGAGAAUGUUCCAGUGACUCAUAUUUCACGUACAAAUGUGCACCAUAUGUGGAUGUGAAGGAGUCUCAGUCAUCAGAGAUAUUUGACCUGUUUUGACCUUUGACCUGGGGGGGGGGGGGGGCAUGGGCAAGUUGCAGCGGAGGGUGCAGAGCUGGUGGCCGGGGUAGUGGUAGCCAGGUGGAAAGCAUGGCCAGCCGUAGCAAAAUGCCUGUUGAAAUUCUCGAUAAUUGUAGAUUUAUCGGUGGUGACAGUGUUUCCUAGCUUCAGUGCAGUGGGCAGUUGGGAGGAGGUGCUCUUAUUUUCCAUGGACUUUACAGUGUCCCAAAACUUUUUGGAGUUAGUGCUACAGGAUGCAAAUUUCUGUUUGAAAAAGCUAGCCUUUGCUUUCCUAUCUGAUUGUGUAUAUUGGUUCCUGACUUCCCUGAAAAGUUGCAUAUCGCGGGGGCUGUUCGAUGCUAAUGCAGUACGCCACAGGAUGUUUUUGUGCUGGUCAAGGGCAGUCAAGUCUGAGGAGAACCAGGGGCUAUAUCUGUUCUUAGUUCAGAAUUUUUUGAAUGGGGCAUGCUUAUUUAAGAUUGAGAGAAAAGCACAACAAGGCAUCCUCUACUGACGGAAUGAGGUCAAUAUCCAUCCAGGAUACCCGGGCCAGGUCAUUUAGAAAAGCCUGCUCGCUAAAGUGUUUUAGGGAGCGUUUGACAGUGAUGAGGGGUGGUCGUUUGACCACGAACCCAUUACGGACGCAGGCAAUAAGGCAGUGAUCGCUGAGAUCCUGGUUGAAGACAGCAGAGGUGUAUUUAGAGGGUAAAUUUGUCAGGAUGAUAUCUAUGAGGGUGCCCAUGUUUACAGAUUUAAGGUUGUACCUGGUAGGUUCAUUGAUAAUUUGUGUGAGAUUGAGGGCAUGUAGUUUAGAUUGUAGGUUGGCCGGGGUGUUAAGCAUAUACAGUGGGGAGAACAAGUAUUUGAUACACUGCUGAUUUUGCAGGUUUUCCUACUUACAAAGCAUGUAGAGGUCUGUAAUUUAUCAUAGGUACACUUCAACUGUGAGAGACAGAAUCUAAAACAAAAAUCCAGAAAAUCACAUUGUAUGAUUUUUAAGUAAUUAAUUAGCAUUUUAUUGCAUGACAUCAGUAUUUGAUCACCUACCAACCAGUAAGAAUUCCGGCUCUCACAGACCUGUUAGUUUUUCUUUAAGAAGCCCUCCUGUUCUCCACUCAUUACCUGUAAUAACUGCACCUGUUUGAACUUGUUACCUGUAUAAAAGACACUUGUCCACACACUCAAUCAAACAGACUCCAACCUCUCCACAAUGGCCAAGACCAGAGAGCUGUGUAAGGACAUCAGGGAUAAAAUAGUAGACCUGCACAAGGCUGGGAUGGCCUACAGGACAAUAGGCAAGCAGCUUGAUGAGAAGGUAACAACUGUUGGCGCAAUUAUGAGAAAAUGGAAGAAGUUCAAGAUGACGGUCAAUCACCCUCGGUCUGGGGCUCCAUGCAAGAUCUCACCUCGUGGGGCAUCAAUGAUCAUGAGGAAGGUGAGGGAUCAGCCCAGAACUACACGGCAGGACCUGGUCAAUGACCUGAAGAGAGCUGGGACCACAGUCUCAAAGAAAACAAUUAGUAACACACUACGCCAUCAUGGAUUAAAAUCCUGCAGCGCACGCAAGGUCCCCCUGCUCAAGCCAGCGCAUGUCCAGGCCCGUCUGAAGCUUGCCAAUGACCAUCUGGAUGAUCCAGAGGAGGAAUGGGAGAAGGUCAUGUGGUCUGAUGAGACAAAAAUAGAACUUUUUGGUCUAAAAUCCAUUCGCCGUGUUUGGAAGAAGAAGAAGGAUGAGUACAACCCCAAGAACACCAUCCCAACCGUGAAGCAUGGAGGUGGAAACAUCAUUCUUUGGGGAUGCUUUUCUGCAAAGGGGACAGGACGACUGCACCGUAUUGAGGGGAGGAUGGAUGGGGCCAUGUAUCGCGAGAUCUUGGCCAACAACCUCCUUCCCUUAGUAAGAGCAUUGAAGAUGGGUCGUGGCUGGGUCUUCCAGCAUGACAACGACCCGAAACACACAGCCAGGGCAACUAAGGAGUGGCUCCGUAAGAAGCAUCUCAAGGUCCUGGAGUGGCCUAGCCAGUCUCCAGACCUGAACCCAAUAGAAAAUCUUUGGAGGGAGCUGAAAGUCCGUAUUGCCCAGUGACAGCCCCGAAACCUGAAGGAUCUGGAGAAGGUCUGUAUGGAGGAGUGGGCCAAAAUCCCUGCUGCAGUGUGUGCAAACCUGGUCAAGACCUACAGGAAACGUAUGAUCUCUGUAAUUUCAAACAAAGGUUUCUGUACCAAAUAUUAAGUUCUGCUUUUCUGAUGUAUCAAAUACUUAUGUCAUCCAAUAAAAUGCAAAUUAAUUACUUAAAAGUCAUACAAUGUGAUUUUCUGGAUUUUUGUUUUAGAUUCCGUCUCUCACAGUUGAAGUGUACCUAUGGUAAAAAUUACAGACCUCUACAUGCUUUGUAAGUAGGAAAACCUGCAAAAUCGCCAGUGUAUCAAAUACUUGUUCUCCCCACUGUACCAGUUUAGGUCACCAAGCAGUAUGAACUCUGAGGAUAGAUGGGGGGCAAUCAGUUCACAUAUGGUGUCCAGGGCACAGCUCGGGGCUGAGGGGGGUCUGUAGCAAGCGGCAACAGUGAGAGACUUAUUUCUGGAAAGGUGGAUUUUUAGAAGUAGGAGCUCAAACUGUUUGGGCACAGACCUGGAUAGUACGAUAGAGCUCUGCAGGCUAUCUCUACAGUAGAUUGCAACCCCACCCCCUUUGGCAGUUUUAUCGAGAUGGAAAAUGUUGUAGUUGGGGAUGGACAUUCAUGAAUUUAUGGUGGCCUUCCUAAUGCAGGAUUCAGACACUGCUAGAACAUCAGGGUUGGCGGAGUGUGCUAACGCAGUGAAUAACUCAAACUUAGGGAGCGGGCCGGGGCUAGCAGAUGGAUCUUCGUGGUCGACGUCGUAACGGGAAGCCUGUUGAAACCACAUCAGACGAUUUCGUCGGCAGACCAGUCGUGUUGGAUCGGCUGGGCUCCGUGUCAACACUAGGAGGUCCCGUCCGGUUGACAGAGAGGUAGAUAGCCGGGAGAUGGGCCUGGCUCGAGGCUUGUGGAGCAAUAACAUCUCAGUCUUUUGUUAUCUGCCUUUGUGUUGCCAUCAUACCAUUUAGAAAAAUGGAAUCAAUAUGGCUGUCUGUGAAAGAACAGGGGAGUCCUUUGGGGGAUUGAAAAGAGAGUGAAAGCAAUACCAGGUUUUGUCAUCAGAUGAAUUUAGACUGAAUUUCAUUGUUCUGCUCCUUGUAGUGCUUUGAGUAAAAGAUGCACGAUGGCAUGGAUGAUGUCAUUGUUUGGCCUCUAGGAUGAUGACCAUGAUGACAUAAUGUGUGUGUUCAACCUGUUUAUUUAAAAAAUCCUGUAUAUUUCUUGUUUAUGUGGAAAGAGAUAUGAUAUUGAAUCGAUCAUUAAGAACCUGUAUUUAUAUUGGUUUAUUUGUUUAUUUUGGUUUAGUGAAGAUCAAAGAAAGGUUAUUUCACUCAUUGGCGAUUGGCCAGUUGUUUGUUAGGUUAUUGUUUUGGGGUUGGGCGGAUGAUUUGAACAUUUUAAUCAGUUGUUGAUUAUAGAUUACAUGGCAACGAAAGUAAUUAGUAACAUAAUACAUUGGAUUACUCUAUUAUUACUCUUAAAUUAGUAAUAAUAAUAAUCUGAUUACAUUUGGAUUACUUCCAUUUCUAUCACCCGUAUUUUUUAAAUGAAAAACGUGCCACUAAUAUUCAAUAGAGUAACAAAGAAACACAAUAUCAAGUCAUCUAAAGCUCUUUCAAUGUUUCAGUUUUUUCUAUUAAUAUUCAACAGUUAACAUACAGAUGUAUGAUCUUAAUUUGAUCACACUUUUGUUGCUGAGAAUUUUCCUGCACAGCAGGAAAUGCAAACUUGUAGUGUAUUCAAGGUUUAAAAAGGCUUCUAAAGUUUGUAAUUUCCACUUUAAAAUGUCAGUCUUGAUUUGCCCUAACAAGAAAUGUUUCAACCCCUACAGAAAAUGUCCAUUAAUUAUAAUUCACAUAAUAUUUCACAUUUCAUGUUGCUGCAGGAUUAUUUUCCUGCUGUAGCAAACUGGCUCAAAUUAAGAUCCUAAAUAUGUAUGUGUUAACAGUGGGUUUACAUUAAAUACACAGAAAUGUAAAAAAAAAAUAAUAAUAAAAAAAAACAUGAAUAUAUUGAUGCACAAUUUUUUUUCCCACUGUUACAGACAGAGGUGGUAUCAGCUCUACCUGUGUUUUUCCACAGUUAGAGUGGAUUUACUUCUAGCCAACUCGGGCUACGUAAGUACCGUUGCUUAAACACUACCAGUCAAAAGUUUGGACACACCUACUCAUUCAAGGGUUUUUCUUUAUUUUUACUAUGUUUUACAUUGUAGAACAUUAGUGAAGACAUCAAAGCCAUGAAAUAACACAUAUGGAAUCAUGUAGUAACCAGAAAAGUGUUAAACAAAUCAAAAUAUAUUUUAUAUUUGAGAUUCUUCAAAUAGCCACCCUUUGCCUUGAUGACAGUUUUGCACACUCUUGGCAUUCUCUCAACCAGCUUCACCUGGAAUGCUUUUCCAACAGUCUUGAAGGAGUUCCCACAUAUGCUAAGCACUUGUUGGCUGCUUUUCCUUCACUUUGUGGUCCGACUCAUCCCAAACCAUCUCAAUUGGGUUGAGGUCGGGGGAUUGUGGAGGCCAGGUCAUCUGAUGCAGCACUCCAACACUCUCCUUCUUGGUAAAAUACCCCUUACACAGCCUGGAGGUGUGUUGGGUCAUUGUCCUGUUGAGAAACAAUUGAUAGUCCCACUAAGCCCAAACUAGAUGGGAUGGCGUAUCGCUGUAGAAUGCUGUGUUAGCCAUGCUGGUUAAGUGUGCCUUGAAUUCUAAAUAAAUCACAGACAGUGUCACCAGCAAAGCACCCCCACACCAUAACACCUCCUCCAUGCUUUACGGUGAGAAAUACACAUGCGGAGAUCAUCCGUUCACCCACACCACGUCUCACAAAGACACGGCGGUUGGAACCAAAAAUCUCACACUUGGACCCCAGACCAAAGGACACAUUUCCACCGGUCUAAUGUCCAUUGCUCGUGUUUCUUGGCCCAAGCAGGUCUCUUCUUAUUGGUGUCCUUUAGUAGUGGUUUCUUUGCAGCAAUUCGACUAUGAAGGCCUGAUUCACACAGUCCCCUCUGAACAGUUGAUGUUGAGAUGUGUCUGUUACUUGAACUCUGGGCUGUAAUUUCUGAGGCUGGUAACUCUAAUGAACUUAUCCUCUGCAGCAGAGGUAACUCUGUGUCUUCCAUUCCUGUGGCGGUUCUCAUGAGAGAUUGCACUUGAAGAAACGUUCAAAGUUCUUGACAUUUUCCGUGUUGACUGACCUUCAUGUCUUAAAGUAAUGAUGGACUGUUGUUUCUCUUUGCUUAUUUGAGCUGUCCUUGCCAUAAUAUGGACUUGAACUUUUACCAAAUAGGGCUAUCUUCUGUAUACACCCCCUACCUUGUCACAACACAACUGAUUGGCUCAAACGCAUUAAGAAGGAAAGAAAUUCCACAAAUUAACUUUUAAGAAGGCCCACCUGUUAAUUGAAAUGCAUUCCAGGUGACUACCUCAUGAAGCUGGUUGAGAGAAUGCCAAGAGUGUGCAAAGCUGUCAUGAAGACAAAGGGUGGCUAUUUGAAGAAUCUCAAAUAUAAAAUAUAUUUUGAUUUGUUUAACACUUUUUUGGUAACUACAUGAUUUCAUGUGUUAUUUCAUAGUUUUGAUGUCUUCACUAUUAUUGUACAAUGUAGAAAAUAGUAAAAAUAAAGAAAAACCCUGGAAUGAGUAGGUGUGUCCAAACCUUUGACUGGUACUGUAUGUGCAUUUGAGUUCGGAGCACGCCAGAUGCAUGUUGGAUGUGGUUGGGUCAGAUUCUCCCGGAGAAUCUGGUUUUCUCGUCGGUUCGGCCUCCUUUGACACUAGCGAAUCACAUGCCAAUCAUUAGUGGGGCAUUCCCAAAGUAUAUUGUUGGUGCUGCUUGGGGACAGACAGCGUAUCUCCGUAUGAAGCGCUGUGCACAGUGCAUUUAUCUCAUCAGCUGGUAAUUGUUUUCUUAUGACAGGUAAAUUUGCUGCAGUAUAGGUAGCCUAUAGCCUACUGCAUGCCAUGAUGAUGAUUGGAAAGUUGUAUAUACAGUGGGGAAAAAAGUAUUUAGUCAGCCACCAAUUGUGCAAGUUCUCCCACUUAAAAAGAUGAGAGAGGCCUGUAAUUUUCAUCAUAGGUACACGUCAACUAUGACAGACAAAUUGAGAAAAAAAAUCCAGAAAAUCACAUUGUAGGAUUUUUAAUGAAUUUAUUUGCAAAUUAUGGUGGAAAAUAAGUAUUUGGUCACCUACAAACAAGCAAGAUUUCUGGCUCUCACAGACCUGUAACUUCUUCUUUAAGAGGCUCCUCUGUCCUCCACUCGUUACCUGUUUUAAUGGCACCUGUUUGAACUUGUCAUCAGUAUAAAAGACACCUGUCCACAACCUCAAACAGUCACACUCCAAACUCCACUAUAGCCAAGACCAAAGAGCUGUCAAAGGACACCAGAAACAAAAUUGUAGACCUGCACCAGGCUGGGAAGACUGAAUCUGCAAUAGGUAAGCAGCUUGGUUUGAAGAAAUCAACUGUGGGAGCAAUUAUUAGGAAAUGGAAGACAUACAAGACCACUGAUAAUCUCCCUCGAUCUGGGGCUCCACGCAAGAUCUCACCCUGUGGGGUCAAAAUGAUCACAAGAACGGUGAGCAAAAAUCCCAGAACCACACGGGGGGACCUAGUGAAUGACCUGCAGAGAGCUGGGACCAAAGUAACAAAGCCUACCAUCAGUACCACACUACACCGCCAGGGACUCAAAUCCUGCAGUGCCAGACGUGUCCCCCUGCUUAAGCCAGUACAUGUCCAGGCCCGUCUGAAGUUUGCUAGAGUGCAUUUGGAUGAUCCAGAAGAGGAUUGGGAGAAUGUCAUAUGGUCAGAUGAAACCAAAAUAUAACUUUUUGGUAAAAACUAAACUCGUCGUGUUUGGAGGACAAAGAAUGCUGAGUUGCAUCCAAAGAACACCAUACCUACUGUGAAGCAUGGGGGUGGAAACAUCAUGCUUUGGGGCUGUUUUUCUGCAAUGGGACCAGGACGACUGAUCCGUGUAAAGGAAAGAAUGAAUGGGGCCAUGUAUCGUGAGAUUUUGAGUGAAAACCUCCUUCCAUCAGCAAGGGCAUUGAAGAUGAAACGUUGCUGGGUCUUUCAGCAUGACAAUGAUCCCAAACACACUGCCCGGGCAACGAAGGAGUGGCUUCGUAAGAAGCAUGUGACACUCUGGCUCCGGGACUUUUGUAUUUGAGCCAGGGUGUAUUUUGUUAUGUUUGGUUGGGUGUUUCUAAGUGUUGUAUUUCUAGGUUUGGUCAAUGACUCCCAAUCGGAGGUAACGAGUGUCAGCUGUCGGCUCGUUAUCUCUGAUUGGGAGCCAUAUUUAUUUCUGUAUGUUUUCCUGUGGGGUUUUUGUUCCAGGUUCAGUCAUAGUCACUGUAGGACUUCACUAUCGUCAUUUGUUUGUUGUUUUCGUGGUUGCGUUUAUUUGAAUAAAGUCAUCAUGUUCACUCCACGCGCUGCGUAUUGGUCCGUUUCCUCAGACGAUCGUGACAGAAAAACCCACCAAAGAAAGACCAAGCAGCGUGUCCAGGAGCAAGGAGACUGGACAUGGGAGGAGGCAACGGGCAAGGAGAUAGAGAGGCUGGCGAUGGCCCAGGUGGGCACAUCGUGGUCCUGGGAGGACAUGCUCGGAGGCAAGGGACCUUGGGGAAGGAUCAAGGCCCUGGCGAGAGAGGAGCAACGGCGGCAGCAGGGCCAUCGUCGGAGGGUCGUGAGUCAACCCCAGAAAAUGUUUAGGGGGGGGGCACACGGCAUGGACGACGGGGCUGACGGAGGAGAAAAGGGGGAGUAUCCAGGAGGCCACCAGGCCAGGGGUACACCGCCCUGUAUGUCCUGUGCGGAUGCCUCACACAGAGUGUGUGAGGGUAGGCAUUCAGCCAGGACGGGUGGUGUCCGCUGUUCGCUCCAGGCCUCCUAUCCGUCUCCACAGCCCGGUCCGGCCUGUUCCUGCCACCCGCACCAAGUCUACGGUGUGCGUCGCCAGCCCGGUCCGGCCUGUUCCUGCCACCCGCACCAAGUCUACGGUGUGCGUCGCCAGCCCGGUCCGGCCUGUUCCUGCCACCCGCACCAAGUCUACGGUGCGCGUCGCCAGCCCGGUCCGGCCUGUUCCUGCCACCCGCACCAAGUCUACGGUGCGCGUCGCCAGCCCGGUCCGGCCUGUUCCUGCCACCCGCACCAAGUCUACGGUGCGCGUCGCCAGCCCGGUCCGGCCUGUUCUUGCCACCCGCACCAAGUCUACGGUGCGCGUCGCCCGGCCAGAGUCUGCCGUCUGCCCAACGGCGCCUGAACUGCCCGUCUGCCCAACGGCGCCUGAACUGCCCGUCUGCCCAACGGCGCCUGAACUGCCCGUCUGCCCAGCGGCGCCUGAACUGCCCGUCUGCCCAACGGCGCCUGAACUGCCCGUCUGCCCAACGGCGCUUGAACUGCCCGUCUGCCCAACGGCGCCUGAACUGCCUGUCUGCCCAACGCCGUCUGAACUGUCCGUCUGCCAAGCGCUGCAUAAGCCGCCCGUCUGCCAUGAGCCGUCAGAGCCGUCCGCCAGACCGGAGCUGCUAAAGCCUUCCGCCAGACAGGAUCAGCCAGAGCCUUCUGCCAGACAGGAUCAGCCAGAGCCUUCCGCCAGACAGGAUCAGCCAGAGCCUUCCGCCAGACAGGAUCAGCCAGAGCCUUCCGCCAGACAGGAUCAGCCAGAGCCUUCCGCCAGACAGGAUCAGCCAGAGCCUUCCGCCAGACCGGAUCAGCCAGAGCCUUCCGCCAGACAGGAUCAGCCAGAGCCUUCGGCCAGACAGGAUCAGCCAGAUCCGUCAGCCUGCCAUGAGCAGCCAGAUUCGUCAGCCAGCCAUGAGCAGCCAGAUCCGUCGGCCAGCCAUGAGCAGCCAGAUCCGUCGGCCAGCCAUGAGCAGCCAGAUCCGUCGGCCAGCCAUGAGCAGCCAGAUCCGUCAGCCAGCCAUGAGCAGCCAGAUCCGUCAGCCAGCCAUGAGCAGCCAGAUCCGUCGGCCAGCCAUGAGCAGCCAGAUCCGUCGGCCAGCCAUGAGCAGCCAGAUCCGUCGGCCAGCCAUGAGCAGCCAGAUCCGUCAGCCAGCCAUGAGCAGCCAGAUCCGUCAGCCAGCCAUGAGCAGCCAGAUCCUUCAGCCAGCCAUGAGCCGUUCAGCCAGGAUCCGCCAGAGCCGUCCAGCCAGGAUCCGCCAGAGCCAGCCAGCCGGGAUCCGCCAUUGAGUCAGGUGCUGCCCCUUAUCCUGGUGCUGCCCCUUAGUCCGGUACUGCCCCUUAGUCCGGUGCUGCCCCUUAGUCUGGUGCUGCCCCUUAGUCCGGUGCUGCCCCUUAGUCCGGUGCUGCCUCUUAGUCCGGUGCUGCCCCUUAAACCGGUGGGGGUCAUGUGGAGGAGGCUAGGAAGCGGGUGGUGACUAAGGUGGGGUGGGGACCACGACCAGGGCCAGAACCGCCACCGUGGACAGACGCCCACCCAGACCCUCCCCUAGACUGUAUGCUGGUGCGCCCGGAGUUCGCACCUUUAGGGUGGGGUACUGUGACACUCUGGCUCCGGGACUUUUGUAUUUGAGCCAGGGUGUAUUUUGUUAUGUUUGGUUGGGUGUUUCUAAGUGUUGUAUUUCUAGGUUUGGUCAAUGACUCCCAAUCGGAGGUAACGAGUGUCAGCUGUCGGCUCGUUAUCUCUGAUUGGGAGCCAUAUUUAUUUCUGUAUGUUUUCCUGUGGGGUUUUUGUUCCAGGUUCAGUCAUAGUCACUGUAGGACUUCACUAUCGUCAUUUGUUUGUUGUUUUCGUGGUUGCGUUUAUUGGAAUAAAGUCAUCAUGUUCACUCCACGCGCUGCGUAUUGGUCCGUUUCCUCAGACGAUCGUGACAAAGCAUUUCAAGGUCCUGGAGUGGCCUAGCCAGUCUCCAGAUCUCAACACCAUAGAAAAUCUUUGGAGGGAGUUGAAAGUCUGUGUUGCCCAGCGACAGCCCCAAAACAUCACUGCUCUAGAGGAGAUCUGCAUGGAGGAAUGGGCCAAAAUACCAGCAACAGUGUGUGAAAACCUUGUGAAGACUUACAGAAAACGUUUGACCUGUGUCAUUGCCAACAAAGCGUAUAUAACAAAGUAUUGAGAAACUUUUGUUAUUGACCAAAUACUUAUUUUCCACCAUAAUUUGCAAAUAAAUUCAUUAAAAAUCCUACAAUUUGAUUUUCUGGAUUUUCUUUCCUCAUUUUGUCUGUCAUAGUUGAUGUGUACCUAUGAUGAAAAUUACAGGACUCUCUCAUCUUUUUAAGUGGGAGAACUUGCACAAUUGGUGGCUGACUAAAUACUUUUUUCCCCCACUGUACAGUAUACCACGUCUGAUUAUCGUAGAUAUUUUGGGGGGUUUGGGAGAGGACACAAUAUUGUUGUUCUCAUGGCAUUCCAAAACACUGAGAAUGGAUCUCUGUAUGCAUCAGUCCACUGUUUGUAGACGAUUGAACUUUAGAUGUAGUAAGUUUCUUUAUCAUCAGUCUGUCUGAUCGCACUAGCAUAACCGGCUGUGACCUUUUCAGACGCAGAAUGUAGGCCAUAUCAGCUUUUUCAGUCAUGCACGAUUACACAUCAGCUCUGUCGCUCUGUUGUCAACUCCGAUGUCUCCCCUUGCAACACCAAGAUGCCUGUCUGAUUUCACCCUUAUGUGUCGACGUCCUUUAGUGUCACUAUGGAAUACAGUGUUAAUGCAUAACAUCCCACUCCCACCUUCUAAAAUGGUAACACUCCAUUGUCACUGAAAGUAGCCCAAUGGUUAUGGUUACCAUUUUUGGUAUACAGUAUAUACAUACCUUAUUUUUCAACCUGUAAGAACAUCUUUGCACAGUUGGAAAAGGAUGUCACAAACUAUAUAUUUUUCAAGUAUACACAAUUUGGGUGCGUCUGAAAUGACAUAAAUACCAGGUGCCAAGAAACAAACGAGCAAAAAGAAAGACAACCUCACAUCAACCUCAGUUGCAGUUUUUCUAUAUUUUCUCUUACUAUGCAAGGUAUUUUGGACGUGAUAAUUACUAAGAUGUUGCAGUUGUUCAUCAUGCUCCUUUGUCUUGUCAGGUGGGGGGCACUAAGACAGGAGUGGUGCGCUACGUGGGGGAGACUGACUUUGCCAAGGGCGAGUGGUGCGGCGUGGAGUUGGACGAGCCCCUGGGGAAGAAUGACGGUGCAGUGGCUGGAACCAGGUAUACACUGCCUGUCUGUCAUCUCUCUCUCUCUCUCUCUCUUUCUCUCUCUCUCUCUCUCUGCCUCUGUGUUUAUGUCUCUUUCUCUAUGUCUCUGUCUGUCUCUCUGUGUGUGUCUCUCUCUCUCCCCCUCUCCUUCUGUAUGUUUCUCCAUUUCCCUCUCCUACUUGAUCUAACUCCCUCGCAUAUGUGCGCUCUCUCUUUCUCUUGCUGGAUCUCUGUUGCAUGCUCUCUCUGUAUUCUUCCUCUAUUCCCGCUUUCUCAUUCUCUUUCAUUCUUUAUUUCAAUGUUUCUGUCUCUCACUGUCUCUUUCUCGCUCUCCUACACACACGCUCGCAUGCACACACACAACCCCCCCCCCCCCCCCCCCACCCCACCCCACACAGACCUGUCUGGCAGAUCUAGCUGUAGGCCUAGUAGUGGCUUUAAAACAUCUAUCAUGUGUGGUUUAGUGUCAGACAAGACAGCAUCAUUCUCUUUUUAGCUGCAAUUCCACUAUAUGGUAAACGAUUAGAGCUAGGCAUUCCCCUCUGUAACACAAUAUUCAACUGAAUUAUUUCCAAAAUUGUGGAAACAUAAAUAGCUGUGCAAACAGAAUAUGACUUCACUCUCCAGAAUAUGACUUCACUCUUCUACCUACAAAAUGAAUCCCAAAAUCUCACAUUUUGUUUUGAGAUGGAAAGUAGCUGUGCUAACAUAUACUAUCGGCAACAUACUCUAGUUUCCUCCACUUUCAUAUUUGAUUUAUUGAAAUAUGCUUUUGAAAGGUUUUGUCACGAUCGUCGGAUACAGAGGACCAAGGCGCAGCGUGGAAGGUGAACAUAUUUAUUAAAUAAUGAUUACACGAACAAAAACAACAAAUCGAUACGUGACGUCCAAAGGUGCAAAACACAAACCUACACAGGAACAAGAUCCCACAAACACUGUGGGAAAACUGGCUGCUUAAGUAUGGUUCCCAAUCAGAGACAACAAGCAACAGCAGAUACACGUUGCCUCUGAUUGAGAACCACACUGGCCAACAUAGAACUACAAAACUAGAACGAAAAACAAAUGAAAACUCACACCCUGGCUCAACAUACUAGAGUCCCCAGAGCCAGGGCGUGACAGUACCCCCCCCCCAAAGGCGCGGACUCCGGCCGCGCCAACCAAACACCACAGGGGAGGGACCGAGUGGGCACUCCGCCUUGGCGGCGGAUCCGGCUCCGGGCAUGAUUCCCACUCCCUCUCCAACCCCCCAAAGUACCCCUGGUCCGGUCUGACCCUGCUGGCCGGAGCUGGACUGAACACCGGUAGAGCGGAUUGCUCUAGCUCCGGCGUGGAGCAGGUGACCGGUGCCGGACCAGGCACCGGUGGAACAGGCACGGGCUGUGCCGGACUGACGACGCACACCACUGGCUUGGUGUGGGGAGCAGGAACAGGCCGAACCGGGCUGACGAUGCGCACCAUAGGCUUGGUGCGUGGAGCAGGAACAGGCCGGGCCGGGCUGACGAUGCGCACCAUAGGCUUGGUGCGUGGAGCAGGAACAGGCCGGGCCGGGCUGACGACGCGCACCACAGGCUCGAUGCGAGGAACAGGAACAGGCCGGACCGUACUGGGGACACACACCACUGGCCCUACGCAGGGAUCAGGAACGGGCCGGACCGGACUGGUAACACACCCCAGUACCUCUCGCCGUGCCUCUACACUUUCCCUCUCCUCUGUGACCAGUGGCCCCCUUAACCUGGCGGCCUCCUCUGCAAACCCGCUGGACCGCUCUAUCGCGGCCUCCUGCUGCCCCGUUGUCCACGGCGUGAGCCACCCCCUAAACAUUUUCUGGGGGUCUCUCCUCCCCUGGGCCAGGCCCAGUCGAGGUUGAUGUCCUUUAGCGAUACCUCUGGCGCUGGCUCCUGGACACGCUGCUUGGUCCAGUGUUGGUGGGAUCUUCUGUCACGAUCGUCGGAUACAGAGGACCAAGGCGCAGCGUGGAAGGUGAACAUAUUUAUUAAAUAAUGAUUACACUAACAAAAACAACAAAUAGAUACGUGACGUCCAAAGGUGCAAAACACAAACCUACACAGGAACAAGAUCCCACAAACACUGUGGGAAAACUGGCUGCUUAAGUAUGGUUCCCAAUCAGAGACAACAAGCAACAGCUGAUACACGUUGCCUCUGAUUGAGAACCACACUGGCCAAAACUAGAACGAAAAACAAAUGAAAACUCACACCCUGGCUCAACAUACUAGAGUCCCCAGAGCCAGGGCGUGACAGGUUUAUUUCACCACUCUGAAUGUUAUUUCAACCCACCUAACCAAAAGCAUGUUUUCCACCUCUUAAAGUGAUUGAUUUAUAUUAAAAUACCUUUUGAUGUGAAGGAAUGCUCGACAGCAACUAGCCAUUACUUGCAUCACAUUUUAUAGUACUAUAUUAUUAAUGACAUAAUACAUACUAGAAAAUUUAUAUAACUUUUCCACCAUGCCACUAAGAUGAAUGUAAUAUAAUGUUUCCCAAUAGUCUUGAAUGGCCAGUCUUAGUUCCUCAUUGUCACCUUUCUCUCAUAACCUCUGAUAUGAAAGGACUUGAUUCCACUUGACAUGAUGGAACCUAGUAGUGGGCACCAAUAUCGAUCAUUCGAUAUUAUAUCGAUAUCGUUUUGAUAUCGAUCUGAGCAAGGCAUAUCUUGAUACCGGUUCAUCCUUCCGGUUUACCUACCCUUUCCUAAAAGAGAGGAAAAAAGCAAACAUGACUGUAACUGCAUGCACAAAACCCUCUCAACUUAGCAUAAUUACAUACUCAGUUACAUAGGCAAUACAUUGAGACAACAGGAAAUUCACCAUGUAUUUACGUCGCCGAGACAUAGCAUGGGAAUCUUUUUCUAAGAGGGCCUCGGUCUAAAAUAAAAAAAUUGCUGUGAAACUCUCUCUAGCCGCUCCUUUGCAGACAUUGGGAUGCAUGGGCAUGAUAUCCGAUGUCAAUUACUCAGUAAUUAUCCCUUCCUCCGAUGUAGUAACCAUGGCCCACUUCCUUGCUAGGUAGAAGCCAACAUUUUUUUAUAAAAAUAGAGCUAAUUUUACUCAAACCUUUUUAAAGGGUAGAAGACAUAAGACUUUUAAAUAAUAAUAAAUAAUUUGGUGGGUGCUUAUAUUUGUCCUAUUUGUCCCAACUCCCCCUGAGACACCUUCGGAGAGUGGGGUCACAGCCAGGAUUUUUAAGCCUUGAGACAAUUGAGACAUGGAUUGUGUAUGUGCGCCAUUCAGAGGGUGAAUGGGCAAGACAAAAUAUUUAAGUGCCUUUGAACGGGGUAUGGUAGUAUGUGCCAGGCGCACCGGUUUGUGUCAAGAACUGCAACGCUGCUGGGUUUUUCACGAUCAACAGUUUCCCGUGUGUAUCAAGAAUGGUCCACCACCCAAAGGACAUCCAUCCAACUUGACACAACUGUGGGAAGCAUUGGAGUCAACAUGGGCCACCACGACUUCAGGAUUUUUGGAGUCAACUCCAACUCCUGUUGUUGGAGUUAAAAGUCGACUCUUGCUCGACUCCCAAAACACGCUAAAACGGCUGCGCACACACCACCUCAUUAUUGCAGAGUCCUAAUAGGAAGACUAAUUUUGCGUUCUAGGGAGGACUGGCAUGAGCAUGAUACUGCCCAUUUGCUUAUCAAUUUAUAAAAGGCCUAUUUUGUUUGUAUAUAGAAGGUGAUGUGUAGGAACUAGAAUAUUUCAGUGAUACUUCUACUGUGCUCAGCCUUGACAGAUCCUAUGGGAUGAUGCGGCGCACUCUCUACGCCGAUAAGCCUAUUAUUUGCUGUGUUAUAUAGCCCUAUUUGGACGGGACUAGUAUUACUAGGGAAGUUGGUUAUGUAAUUAUUAUCCAAGCAUUUGCUUUAUUCCAAAGGACGAUUCGCACAGGACUGUAAUUAUAUUUUUGUUUGUUUUAUUAAAUUGACUCUUAUGACAGAAGCCUGGGGUGGAGGUUUUUAUUCUAGGCGUGAAGAUAUUUCAACGUCAUGUCUAGAUGAUAACAGGCUACACUGAUAACUCAUGCUUGGCUGCCAAAUGUAUAGGUGUCUCCAUAAUAUUUAAAUUGAGGAAGUGUGAUCAGAAUAAUUAUUUUAGCAAUCCAUGGUAGACGUCCCUCCUAAUAAAAAUGUCCCCCAUCCUGAUUAUUUGAGUUGCAAAAAAUGUUGGGUGUGGAACUCACCUUUCUGGUAAUUUUUUUAAAUAAAUUGCUGAGGUGUACUCACUUCUGAGGACACAAGCUCAAAUACAUAGUACAAAUAUUAUGAAAAUAUGAAAAAUCAUAUAUGAUUUUUUCCCCCCUAUUCAACAAAAAUAGGGCAUGAAAUGAUUGAAAUGCUGUCUAAAUAUAGUAACAAUCAAAUUAUAAAUGACUUACUAUAAGAAUUCACAUUUCUUAUAACUGUAAAAUAAAUAUGGGGGACUUAACAUCUAAGAGGUUCACUCAGGCCCGGUCCUGGAUGAUAUUCCGUCCUAGGUGAGAGAGAGAGCGAGAGCAUAACUUAGUCACAGAGGAUCAUUAGCUUCUUUAAAAAAAAUUGCUGGUGAUUGUUUCAAAUCCCAAGCGUGUAGGCCUAUGCCUAGUUGGGAAGCCCACAAUUUGGGCAGCAUGCGUGGCAAUAGGCCUAGCUGAUAAUUGAGUUGCAGUUGUCAGUGAAAAGCCUCUAAAAUAUGUGUGAAGGUUAUGUGUCUUGAGUAUAAUACUUGUAAAUGUUGAGACAGGAAGAAGGGGAGGGGGUGUGUGGCGAAGAUAUAGGCAGUGUCUCUCUCCAGAAUGCAUUCGCUCAGCUCUCCAGAAUGCGCUCAGCUGUCUCCCGCCAAUUCAUGUGCAUUCAUUGUUUUAUUAUGUGAAUUGUUUGCACUUUGAUCGUUUAGUUUUAUCAAUUCCCCAUUACAUACUGUAUGUCACCAGUAGUACAUUUACCGUUAAUCCCUGUCAUUUGGUUACAUUUGGUCCAUUAAUGCAUGUAUUAAUUACAGUCAUUUACCAUUCUCAUUCAGAGUUCACAACCUGCUACACUUGUGAGAAACAUAAUUUAUUAGUUAGGUACAUUUUUUUUAUUGUAUUUUGUUUGAACCGCUCCAUGUGAGCAAUGAGUAUGUGUCUGGUUUCUCUGUCCUGUUAAUGUUGACGGAACCCGCAUGCCUGAGCACACAUAGAAGUACCUGGCCUGCUGCUCACAAAUGUAGGAAAGUGCCCAAUUGGGGAUCUCUGAUUUCUGAUUGUAUUACAGUUUUUUACAAUCACUUUGGCACUAAUUUCAGAACCUUGACGUCACUUUUCAAAACUCUAGACACAAAACUCAAAACGGUCAUCACUUGUAACACAGGCUGUCCAAUGUUCAAAACAUUGCAUUGUGCAUUCAUAUCUUUAAAGAAAUCUUACACUUGCACAAUCAUUGAUUCAAAAUACAAAUUUAUUGUGAAAUACCAAUGAAACGUUAAUUUAGAUCACCCACACACAAGCAACCGAUAGUUUCACUGUGUCAUUGUUCGUACAAUCAUUAAAUAUUGUAGUACAAAAUAGGUGAUACAUGUUUCAUUAUGGUACUACAUGUAAAUACAUCCCUGUAAAAGUACUGCAGUAGUAGAGAGAAUACCACAGACACAGUGGAAUCAUUGAACAAAAUCUGAAAUAUAUUGAUGAAAAACAAUACAGUACUGUAAAACAUCAACUUGCUUGCUUGUACUGUAAAAAGCAAAACAUAGGAGUGAUUACUGUACUUCUACAUUUUCAUCAACUCUGUCUUGUGGUUUUGGCACAGGUUCUCAUCUACAUCACAAUGGAUGUUUUCAUUAGUCAAACAUCUUGGGAAAAACCUUUGGCCAUGGCGAAUCCAGGCCUGACACUGGUCUGCCGUGAUGUCAUUGCAUGCGUCAUCCAUGGCCUGGAGAAGAGUGACUUAUUCAUGAGGGCGCCUAUCAUAAACCUUCCAUCUCCAUGUGGAGAAAUAUUCCUUAAUCGGGUUAAGGAAAGGAGAGUAUGGGGGUAAAUACAGGGUGGUCAAUUGUGCAUGGGCCUGAAACCAUGCUUGCAUCAUAUGAGCAUGGUGGAACCUGACAUUAUCCCACACGAUGACUAGGUCACGCCAUCAGCUCUACAGACCUGAUCGAGCUCAUCAAGGAAGGUUACAAGGGGACCAUAGAAACAGUGUCUGAUAAAGAAUGAUGAUGAAAUAUUACAUCCAUAGAUAAUGUAUUCUAAUUGGUUCAUGCUCCACGCUAAUUGGUGACAAUGAAUCUCGUUACUUUGAAACUUUCAUGAUCUAAACAUGGAAUAUUGUUUGUCUGUUUCCAUACAACUAUGCAUUAAGAGUAAUGCAACAGUUACUUAUCAUUUUGAGCAGUUGUAUCAAUUGAUAGUUGGAUAAUUGUAAUGAAAUGAGGAGACACUCAUCUGAAAUGUAAUGUGUGAAUUGCCUUUUGAAAUAGUAGUACUUUGAUAUUAAGUUGUGUCAUAUUGAACAGGUGACUUUUGUUAAAUGAACAAAUGAUCUUAGUUUUAUGUGUAUUGUAUCCAAGCAAUUGAAAAAAGUGUUAGAGUUUUGAAAAAUGUGCAUUUUGAUCAUUGGUUGUGAGUUUUGUGUCUAGAGUUUUGAAAAAUGACGUCAAGGUUCUGAAAUUAGUGCCAAAGUGAUUGUAAAAAACUGUAACUCACCACCACAGUCAACGAAGUCAGUUUUUUUAAACAUCCAUUGCAAAUGAUAGCUUAAUAGGCUAGUUCCUCACAGUAUUGGAAAAUCUUUCCAACACUUCCCAUUUUUACAUUUACAUUUGAGUCAUUUAGCAGACACUCUUAUCCAGAGCGACUUACAUUUAGUUCAUUAAUCUUAAUCUUACUUAGUUGACAAUGGAAGUUAUAGGCCUACUGAUGCAUUAGCCUAUCUCUGAGUUCCUUACGCUAAUUUCUUUAGCCGCCAAUGGCUCACGGUGUAUCAAUGUGUCCAUAUGGCAGAGGCUAGUGUUCGGAGUGGACUUCUAGUCCGACUCAGGAGGCAUGCACACCAUCCACCACUUCCGAGUAUAUUAAUCGCUAAUGUUUAGUCUCUGGACAAUAAAGUAGACAAGCUCAGGGCGAGGAUCUCCUUCCAGAGAGACAUCAGGGACUGUAACAUACUCUGUUUCACGGAAUCAUGGCUUUCUCCGGAUAUACUGUCCCCGUCCAUACAGUCAGCUGUGUUCUCAGGACAUCGCGCAGACAGGAAUAAAGAACUCUCCAGGAAGAAGAAAGGCGGUAGUGUAUAUUUUAUGAUUAACUACUCAUGGUGUGAUAGUGAUAACGUACAGAAACUCAAGUGUUUUUUUCACCCGACCUAGAAUACCUCACAAUCAAAUGCCGACCGUAUUACCUCCCAAGUAGCCUCUGAGAAUAACAUUGACAUAUACAUGGACACGGUGACUGAGUUCAUCAGGAAGUGUAUAGGGGAUGUUGUUCCCACUGUGACUAUUAAAACCUACCCAAACCAAAAACCGUGGAUAGAUGGCAGCAUUUGCGCAAAACUGAAAGCGCGAACCACCGCAUUUAACUAUGGCAAGGUGACUGGGAAUAUGUGACCGACCAGCUCGAUUCGGUCUUAUGUAGCAAAAUUCAUAGCGUUUAGAGUGCACACUGGACGCUCUGGCCGAGGAGUAGGGUUGAUCCGAGCGUUCUGACCUAAAAACAGCAGUCAAGCACCCAAGCUAACUGGCUAACGUUGGCUAGCUUGCUAGCUACUUCCAGACACAAAUGAGAGAACACCUCACUCUGACCAUUUUACUCGCCCUAGCAGAGCUGGUUAGGCUGUUCUUAUGUUAUCCAGAGUGUUAGUGACCAUAACUGUGCUGCUGGCAACAAUUUAAUUAUGUUUUUUUGCCAACGUUUACUGACACCGGCCAUAUUCAACGGGUGUUGAGUGUUCGUAAAUUCGUCAGUUAUUCUGUGCUCUGGCACACUCAGACGAGAGCUUCGUCUAUUGACAAUUGUCGCAGUGACAUCAUGAACAUUCUAUUGAAAUGGUUACUUGCAUAGUGGAGUCUUUUGUUUAGACAUUUUGUUUUACCAUGAAUCUGCAGGUAGCUAAGCAACCAGGUUCAAUGUUAGCUAGCUAGCUAACAUUAGGCUAUAACUAGCAAUGCAAAUGGCUCUGAGAUACACAUAAUAUUACUACACAGAUCAUACAACGUUAGCUAGCUCCCUCUUUGUCACGGAUGCCAUGGUUGCCCUUAGUUUGAAGAUGUAAUCCAGAGACAGGUGUUUUAUACAACAGCCUUCUGUGUGUUCUCUUUUUGACUCCCUCUGCAUAUUUCCAAUCAAACGGCAGAAUUUUCUCCAUCUCCUUAGCUAUCAUACUCUAAUUCCACCAGAGAGCAACUCUUUUGCUUUUUGCAGUUCUAUUACGUGAUAUCAUUCAAAAAAGCCGCGUUAGAAAGGAUUACCUAGCCCAUGUUAUAGACAGAAGCGUGCUACAUGGCAGACCAAUCCAAACUCAUCUCUCGGCAUGUCCAGGCCACUCAUUAUCUCAGACAAUCAUGGCUAGCGGGAAGGUUCCUGUCUUUUUUGAUGGCUAAACCGACUAGGCUCGUAAUUUUAACAAUUGUAUUCGUAUUUACAGAUGGCUAACAAGUUUGUUAAAAAAGUUUACAUUUAAAUGGCUCUCCUGUGAAGUAGUGAUGUGUGACAUCAAAUCAAAUCAAAUCAAAUGUUAUUUGUCACAUACACCUGUUUAGUAGAUGUUAUAGCGGGUGUAGCUAAAUGCUUGUGCUUCUAGCUCCGACAGUGCAGUAAUAUCUAACAAGUAAUAUCUAACAAUUUAACAACUUAUACCCAAUACACACAAAUCUAAGUAAGGAAUGGAAUUUAAGAAUAUAUACAUACAGUGGGGAGAACAAGUAUUUGAUACACUGCCGAUUUUGCAGGUUUUCCUACUUACAAAGCAUGUAGAGGUCUGUAAUUUAUGUCAUAGGUACACUUCAACUGUGAGAGAUGGAAUCUAAAACAAAAAUCCAGAAAAUCACAUUGUAUGAUUUUUAAGUAAUUAAUUUGCAUUUUAUUGCAUGACAUAAGUAUUUGAUACAUCAGAAAAGCAGAACUUAAUAUUUGGUACAGAAACCUUUGUUUGCAAUUACAGAGAUCAUACGUUUCCUGUAGGUCUUGACCAGGUUUGCACACACUGCAGCAGGGAUUUUGGCCCACUCCUCCAUACAGACCUUCUCCAGAUCCUUCAGGUUUCGGGGCUGUCGCUGGGCAAUACGGACUUUCAGCUCCCUCCAAAGAUGUUCUAUUGGGUUCAGGUCUGGAGACUGGCUAGGCCACUCCAGGACCUUGAGAUGCUUCUUACAGAGCCACUCCUUAGUUGCCCUGGCUGUGUGUUUCGGGUCGUUGUCAUGCUGGAAGACCCAGCCACGACCCAUCUUCAAUGCUCUUACUGAGGGAAGGAGGUUGUUGGCCAAGAUCUCGCGAUACAUGGCCCCAUCCAUCCUCCCUUCAAUACGGUGCAGUCGUCCUGUCCCCUUUGCAGAAAAGCAUCCCCAAAGAAUGAUGUUUCCACCUCCAUGCUUCACGGUUGGGAUGGUGUUCUUGGGGUUGUACUCAUCCUUCUUCUUCCUCCAAACACGGCGAGUGGAGUUUAGACCAAAAAGCGAUAUUUUUGUCUCAUCAGACCACAUGACCUUCUCCCAUUCCUCCUCUGGAUCAUCCAGAUGGUCAUUGGCAAACUUCAGACGGGCCACUUCUACGUCGGCCACGUAGAACGAGAGCCCACAGUCCUUGGGAGCGGGCCGCGUCGGUAGCACUGUGUUAUCCUCAACGCGGGCGAAGAAGAUGUUUAGCUUGUCCGGGAUGCACAAUUGAGAGCAUCCUGUCGGGCUGUAUCACCGCCUGGUACGGCAACUGCACCGGGGGCAAACUACCCGCCCUCCAGGAUUCCUUCUAGUUCUCUGCUGCCAAUGACUGGAACGAAUUGCAAAAAUCUCUGAAGCUGGAGACUCUUAUCUCCCUCACUAACUUUAAGCAUCAGUUGUCAGAGCACCUUAUCGAUCUCUGCACCUGUACACAGCCCAUCUGAAAUUAGCCCACCCAACUACCUCAUCCCCAUAUUGUUAUUUAUUUUGCUCAUUUGCACCCCAGUAUCUCUAUUUGCACAUCAUCUUUUGCACAUCUAUCAUUCCAGUGUUAAUUACGAAAUUGUAACUAUUUUUGCACUAUGGCCUAUUUAUUUAUUGCCUUACCUCCAUAACUUACUACAUUCGCACACACUGUAUAUAUAUUUUCUGUUGUAUUUUUAACUUUAUGUUUUGUUUACCCCAUAUGUAACUCUGUGUUGUUGUUUUUUAUCGCACUGCUUUGCUGUAUCUUGGCCAGGUCGCAGUUGUAAAUGAGAACUUGUUCUCAACUGGCUUACCUGGUUAAAUAAAGGUUAAAACAAUUUAAAUAAAAAAUAAACCUACAGCACCCGAUGUCACAGGAAGGCCAUAAAGAUCAUCAAGGACAUCAACCACCCGAGCCACAACCUGUUCACCCAGCUAUCAUCCAGAAGGCGAGGUCAGCACAGGUGCAUCAAAGCUGGGACCGAGAGACUGAAAAACAGCUUCUAUCUCAAGGCCAUCAGACUGUUAAAUAGCCAUCACUAGCCGGCUUCCACCCGGUUACUCAAUCCUGCACCUUAGAGGCUGCUGCCCUAUGUACAUAGACAUGGAAUCACUGGUCACUUUAAUAAUGGAACACUAGUCACUUUACUCAUUUCAUAUGCCUUCGGAAAGUAUUCAGAUCCCUUGACUUUUUCCUUAUUUUGCUACCUUACAGCCUUAUUCUAAAAUGGAUUAAAUGUUUUUAAAAAUCCUACACACAAUACCCCAUAAUGAAAAAAACAGGUUUUGAGAAAUGUUUGCAAAUGUAUAAAACAUUUAAAUAAAAAUAAACCUAUUUACAUAAGUAUUCAGACCCUUUGCUAUGAGACUCGAAAUUGAGCUCAGCAGCAUCCUGUUUCCAUUGAUCAUCCUUCAACUUCAUUGGAGUCCACCUGUGGUAAAUUCAAUUGAUUGGACAUGAUUUGGAAAGGCACACACCUGUCUAUAUAAGGUCCCAAAGUUGACAGUGCAGGUCAGAGCAAAAACCAAGCCAUGAGGUUGAAGGAAUUGUCCAUAGAGCUGCGAGAUAGGAUUAUGUCGAGGCACAGAUCUGGGAAGGGUACCAAAAAAUGUCUGCAGCAUUGAAGGUCCCCAAGAACACAGUGGCCUCCAUCAUUCUUAAAUGGAAGAAGUUUGGAACCACCAAGACUUUUCCUAGAGCUGAACAAACUGAACAAUCGGGGGAGAAGGGCCUUGAUAUAAUAAUAUAAUAAUAUAAUAUGCCAUUUAGCAGACGCUUUUAUCCAAAGCGACUUACAGUCAUGCGUGCAUACAUUUUUUGUGUAUGGGUGGUCCCGGGGAUCGAACCCACUACCUUAGCGUUACAAGCGCCGUGCUCUACCAGCUGAGCUACAGAGGACCACUUUGAUCAGGGAGGUGACCAAGAACCCGAUGGUCACUCUGACAAAGCUCCAGAGUUCCUCUGUGGAGAUGGGAGAACCAUCCAGAAGGACAACCCUCUCUGCAGCACUCCGCUAAUCAGGCAUUUAUGGUAGAUUGGCCAGAUGGAAGACACUCCUCAGUAAAAGGUACAUGACAGCCCACUUGGAGUUUGCCAAAAGUCAACUAAAGGAUUCACAGACCAUGAGAAACAAGAUUCUCUGGUCUGAUGAAACCAAGAUUGAACUCUUUGGCCUGAAUGCCAAGCGUCACGUCUGGAGGAAACCUGGCACCAUGUCUACGGUGAAGCAUGGUGGUGGCAGCAUCAUGCUGUGGAGAUUUUUUUCAGCUACAGGGACUGGGAGACUAGUCAAGAUUGAGGGAAAGAUGAACGGAGCAAAGUACAGAGAGAUCCUUGAUCCAGAGCGUUCGGAACUUCAGACUGGGGCGAAAGUUCACCUUCCAACAGGACAACGACCCUAAGCACACAGCCAAGACAACGCAGGAGUGGUUUCAGGACAAGUCUCUGAAUGUCCUUAAGUGACCCAGCCAGAGCCCGGACUUGAACCCGAUCAAACAUCUCUGGAGAGACCUGAAAAUCCCCAUUCAACCUGACAGAGCUUGAGAGGAUCUGCAGAGAAGAAUGGGAGAAACUCCCCAAAUAUAGGUGUACCAAGCUUGUAGCGUCAUACCCAAGAAGACCCGAGGCUGUAAUCGCUGCCAAUGGUGCUUCAACAAAGUGCUGAGUAAAGAGUCUGAAUACUUAUGUAAAUGUGAUUUUCCCGUUUUUUUAUAUCAUUAUGGGGUAUUGUGUGUAGAUUGAUGAGGGAAAAAAACAAUUUAAUCAAUUUUAGAAUAAGGCUGUAACAUAACAAAAUGUGGAAAAAGUCAAGGGGUUUGAAUACUUUCCGAAUGCACUGUAUAUACAAAAUUAUGUGGACACCCCUUCAAAUUAGUGGAUUUGGCUAUUUCAGCCACACCCAUUGUUGACAGGUGUAUAAAAUUGAGCACACCGCCAUGCAAUCUCAAUAGACAAACAUUGGCAGUAGAAUAGCCUUACUGAAGAGCUCAGUGACUUUCAGCGUAGCACCGUCAUAGGAUAACACCUUUCCAACAAGUCAGGUUGUCAAAUUUCUGCCCUGCUAGUGCUGCCCCGGUCAACUGUAAGAGCUGUUAUUGUGAAGUGGAAACAUCUAGGAGAAACAACGGCUCAGCCGCGAAGUGGUAGGCCACACAAGCUCACAGAACGGGACUGCCGAGUGCUGAAGUGCAUAGUGCGUAAAAAUCGUCUGUCCUCGUUCGCAACACUCACUACCGAGUUCCAAAAUGCCUCUGGAAGCAACGGAAGCCCGGUUUGUAGGCCUAAUAUGGUCCUAAAUGAAAGGGAAACAGAUUGCCAUCUGUAGCCUCAUAGACCACUGAAAUCAGUCAAAACUAGCUCAAUAACUCAAUGCAUGCACACAUUCCUAUUGAAUAUGAAUUCACCUGUAUUGUAGGCCUAUGCCAUCUUGAUGUACCCAGUUUAUCAAGAUAUUUACCAUUAAAAUCAAUUCUUACCAUUAUGUUGUUAUGUAGUUAGAUUGUUACAAAGUCAAAUUGAUUGUAUGCUUGUAUAAUUGAUACAUGGCUGUCUCUGGGAAAAUUGAUCAUCAAAAUGUUAACAAUUAAUUAUAUUUAUUAUCGGCAUAAAAUGUCAGCCUUCUUGACCCCCACAAAUCAGCAUUAGCCCUUAUAAACCCAUAUCGGUCAUUCUCUACCUCUGACCCAGAUAUUUCCAGUGCCCGCCCAGGUUUGGACUGUUCGCGCCCAUCCACAAGGUGGUCCGUAUCGGUUUCCCCUCCACCAGCCCGGCCAAGGCCAAGAAGAGCAAGCGCAUGGCCAUGGGGGUGUCGUCGCUGGCCCACAGCCCCAGCAGCUCAUCCAUCAGCUCUGUUAGCUCUGUGGCUUCCUCAGUGGGCGGGCGGCCCAGUCGCACUGGCCUGGUGAGAGAUACACAUGCAUGCAUCGACACAAACACACCAAUGUAUUUCCAUGACUAUAACUGCCAGUCUAAUGGAGUGGUAUCAUUAAUGUAAAGUGCCUUCAGAAAGUAGUCAUACCCCUUGACUUAUUCCAUAUUUUCUUGUGUUACAGCCUGAAUUCUAAAUUGAUUAAAUAUAUGUUUUGCUCUCACCCAUCUACACAUAAUACCAAUAAUGACAAAGUGAAAACAUCUUUUUAGAACUUAUUGCACAUGUUUUGAAAAUGAAAUACAGAAAUAUCUAAUUUACAUAAGAAUUCACACCCCUGAGUCAAUACUUUGUAGAAGCACCUUUGGCAACGAUUACAGCUGUGAGUCUUUCUGGGUAAGUCUCUAAGAGCUUUCCACACCUGGAUUGUGCAACAUUUGCCCAUUGUUAUUUUCAAAAUUCAUCAAGCUCUGCCAAAUUGGUUGUUGAUCAUUGCUAGAUGACUAUUUUCAGGUCUUGCCAUAGAUUUUCAAGUAGAUUUAAGUCAAAACUGUAACUCGGCCACUCAGGAACAUUCACUGUCUUCUUGGUAAGCAACUCCAGUGUAGAUUUGGCCUUGUGUUUUAGGUGAUUGUCCUGCUGAAAGGUGAAUUCAUCUCGCAGCGUCUGGUGGAAAGCAGACUGAACCAGGUUUUCCUCUAUGAUUUUGAAUGUGCUUAGCUCCAUUCCGUUUCUUUUUUAUCCUGAAUAACUCCCCAGUCCUUAACGAUUACAAGCAUACCCAUAACAUGAUGCAGCCACCACUACGCUUGAACAUAUGUAGAGUGGUACUCAGUAAUGUGUUGUAUUGGAUUUGGUCCAAACAUAACACUUUGUAUUCAGGACAAAAAGUUAAUUGCUUUGCCACAUUUUUUGCAGUAUUACUUUAGUGCCUUGUUGCAAACAGGACGCACAUUUUGGAAUAUUCUGUACAGGGUUUCUUCUUUUCACUAUCAAUUAGGUUAGUAUUGUGGAGUAAAUACAAUGUUGUUGAUCCAUCCUCAGUUUUCUCCUAUUACAGCCAGUGCUGCAUCUGCAGCUAAGCAGGGUUGGUCCUGGUUGGUCCUUGGAUGGGAGACCUGAUGCUGCUGGUAGUGGUUAUGGAAGGCCAGUAGGAGGCACUCUUUUUUCUGGUCUAAAACAAUAUCCCAAUGCCCCAGGGCAGUGAUUGGGGACAUUGCCCUGUGUAGUGUGCCGUCUUUCGGGUUGGGAUGUUAAACGGGUAUCCUGACUCUCUGUGGUCCCAUGGCACUUAUCGUAAGAGUAGGGUUGUUAACCCCAGUGUCCUGGCUAAAUUCCCAAUCUGGCCCUCAUACCAUCAUGGCCACCUAAUCAUCCUCAGCUUCCAAUUGGCUCAUUCAUCCCCCUCCUCUCCCUUGUAACUAUUCCCCAGGUCGUUGCUGUAAAUGAGAAUGUGUUCUCAGUCAACUUACCUGGUAAAAUAAGGGUAAAAGAAAAUAAAGUAAAAGAAAACUCUACAACUGUUUUAAAGUCACCAUUGGCCUCAUGGUGAAAUCCCUGAGCGGUUUCCUUCCUCCAUGGCAACUGAGUAAGGAAGGACGCCUGUAUCUUUGUAGUGACUGGGUGUAUUGAUACACCAUCCAAAGUGUAAUUGAUAACUUCACCAUGCUCAAAGGGAUAUUCAAUGACUGCUUUUUUAUUUUUACCCAUCUACCAAUAGGUGCCCUUCUUUGCGAGGCAUUGGAAAACCUCCCUGGUCUUUGUGGUUGAAUCUGUGUUUGAAAUUCACUGCUCGACUGAGGGACCUUACAGAUAAUUGUAUGUGUGGGGUACAGAGAUGAGGUAGUCAUUCAAAAAUCAUGUUAAACUCUAUUAUUGCACAUAAGUCCAUGCAACUUAUUAUGUGACUUGUUAAGCAAAUGUUUUCUCCUGAACUUAUUUAGGGUCUAAAAACAUAAUUCCACUUUGACAUUAUGGGGUAUUGUGUGUAGGCCAGUGACAGAAAAUCUCAAUUUAAUCAAUUUUAAACUCAGGCUGUAACACAACAAAAUGUGUGAAUACUUUCUGAAGGCACGGUAAAUAAACCCCGGAUUGCUGAUGCUAUGAGGCCGCCAAUGACAGGCUUUAAAGCCACCGGUCAGCCAUAUUGGCACUCCUCAGAAGAAGCAGUCCUCCAUAGAGUACCACAGUAUGAGUCAUAAUACCCAUAAAACCGAGCGGUCAAACAGGGAAAUGGUUCCAAUCAUUUUUCCACCAUUAAUUUUUCCCAUAGGGGAUUUUAGAAACAUUUAAAAUAAGGGCUAUGUUUCAUGUAGGCUUAUCCUGGCAUGAUGUUUUGAUAACCGUGUAAAUCUCUCCAGGACAAGGUGACUUAUCAAUAUAUUCGCCUGUAUUUACCCCCCAAAAAUGAAAUGCUAAUGCAGCUAUCAUAAAGAACUACGAAUGCUAUGAUGAUCUGGAUGAGACUGCCGAAUCGAGGCAAGGUAAGAAUCUCUGGAUUAACUAUCUAAUGUUAGCUAAAUGUAGUAAUUAAUAAAUUGGCUACAUUUCUUUAUUAGGAGAAUUCUGUGAACUGUCUUGUGCAAGUUUUAAAUUGACACAAUACCUGUUAGCAAAGGUGUCAGCUAGAGAUGACGUGCAGGAGCUUGCAGGGAUUUUUAGAUUUGCAUGAUGUCUACUUUGAUGCUAAUUAGCAUUUUCGAAUCUAAGAGUUAAUAGAGCCAAAUAUAUUGAUAAAAGUCACCUUGUCCGAGAGAGAUUUACAUGGUUAUCAAAACGUCACGCCAGGGUAAGUGUUUCUAAAAUCCCCUAUGGGAAAUUUCCCUGUUUAACCGCUUGGUUUUAUGGGUAUUAUGAAACCUCCACUGUGGGGCUCUAUAGGAACUAAAAUAAUUCUACAGUGUUUCAAUUAAAUGUUUUGAGGACAAAAUUACAUGUAUUUAAGUAUUGUUUUGUUGUACUGGGGACAGUAACAUUAGCACUUUCCUAAAUAUUUGUAUAUAUUCUUUAAUUAUAAUUUUAAUUUUGAUUAGCUCACAUAAUAUAAUUUAAAAGUAUGCAUUAAGGUGUUUGUAAUAUAGUAAACGUGGCAAAAACAAAUGUAGACAGUAAUAAAUGCAUUUCUAUAGUAUACAAAAUAUUUUUUACACCUAUGUUAGUCAUUUUAUUUUAUUAAUUUUUUAUUUCACCUUUAUUUAACUAGGAAAGCCAGUUGAGAACAAGUUCUCAUUUACAACUGUGAUCUGGCCAAGAUAAAGCAAAGCAGUGCGAUAAAAACAACAACAACUCAGAGUUACAUAUGGAAUAAACAAAACGUACGGUCAAUAACACAAUAGAAAAUCUAUGUACAGUGUGUGCAAAUGUAGUAAGUUAUGGAGGUAAGGCAAUAAAUAGGCCAUAGUGCAAAAUAAUUACAAUUUAGUAUUAACACUGGAAUGAUAGAUGUGCAGAAGAUGAUGUGCAAAUAGAGAUACUGGGGUGCAAAUUAGCAAAAUAAAUAACAAUGUAAAUAACAAUAUGGGGAUGAGGUAGUUGGGUGGGCUAAUUACAGAUGGGCUGUGUACAUGUCACGUUCGUCGAAGGAGGAGGACCAAGGCGCAGCGUGAUAUUCGUACAUACUUAUUUUAUUAAGUGCACACACUAAACAAAACAACAAACGAUAACGUGACGUCCUAGGUCUAACACAACCAACACGGAACAAGAUCCCACAACUACUGUGGGAAAACAGCCUGUCUAAAUGUGGUUCCCAAUCAGAGACAACCAGCAACAGCUGACACUCGUUGCCUCUGAUUGAGAACCACUCUGGCCAACAUAGAAAUACAACAACUAGAAUCUACAACACAGAACACAAACACAUAGAAUCUACACACCCUGGCUCAACAUAUAGAGUCCCCAGAGCCAGGGUGUGACAGUACCCCCCCCCCAAAGGCGCGGACUGCGACCGCGCCUAAACAUAAACCAAACAGGGGAGGGCUGGGUGGGCAUUCCUCCUCGGAGGCGGUUCCGGCUCCGGGCUUGACCACCACCCUCCAACAAUCCCCCCGUAGCGCCCCUGGUCCGGUCUGGCCCCGCUGGCUGGAGCUGGACUGGACAUCGUAGGAGCGGAUUGCUUAGGCUCCGGUGUGGAGCAGCUGACCGGUACCUGACCAGGCACCGGUGACCCAGGCACGGGUUGUGCCGGACUGACGACGCGCACCCCUGGCUUGGUGCGUGGAGCAGGAACGGGCCGGACCGGGCUGACGAUGCGCACCCCUGGCUUGGUGCGUGGAGCAGGAACGGGCCGGACCGGGCUGACGAUGCGCACCCCUGGCUUGGUGCGGGGAGCAGGAACAGGCCGGGCCGGACUGGCGACGCGCACCAUUGGCUUGGUGCGGGGAGCAGGAACAGGCCGGCCGGGCUGGCGACGCGCACCAUUGGCUUGGUGCGAGGGACAGGAACAGGCCGGGCCGGGCUGGCGACGCGCACCAUUAGCUUGGUGCGGGGAGCAGGAACAGGCCGGGCCGGGCUGGCGACGCGCACCAUUGGGUUGGUGCGGGGAGCAGGAACAGGCCGGGCCGGGCUGGCGACGCGCACCAUUGGCUUGGUGCGAGGGGCAGGAACAGGCCGGGCCGGGCUGGCGACGCGCACCAUUGGCUUGGUGCGGGGAGCAGGAACAGGCCGGGCCGGGCUGGCGACGCGCACCAUUGGCUUGGUGCGAGGGGCAGGAACAGGCCGGGCCGGGCUGGCGACGCGCACCAUUAGCUUGGUGCGGGGAGCAGGAACAGGCCGGGCCGGGCUGGCGAUGCGCACCGUAGGCUUGGUGCGAGGGGCAGGAACAGGCCGGGCCGGGCUGGCAACGCGCACCAUUGGCUUGGUGCGGGGAGCAGGAACAGGCCGGGCCGGGCUGGCGACGCGCACCGUAGGCUUGGUGCGAGGGGCAGGAACAGGCCGGGCCGGGCUGGCGACGCGCACCAUUGGCUUGGUGCGGGGAGCAGGAACAGGCCGGGCCGGGCUGGCGACGCGCACCAUUGGCUUGGUGCGGGGAGCAGGAACAGGCCGGGCCGGGCUGGCGACGCGCACCAUUAGCUUGGUGCGGGGAGCAGGAACAGGCCGGGCCGGGCUGGCGACGCGCACCGUUGGCUUGGUGCGGGGAGCAGGAACAGGCCGGGCCGGGCUGGCGACGCGCACCGUAGGCUUGGUGCGAGGGGCAGGAACAGGCCGGGCCGGGCUGGCGACGCGCACCGUAGGCUUGGUGCGAGGGGCAGGAACAGGCCGGGCCGGGCUGGCGACGCGCACCGUAGGCUUGGUGCGAGGGACAGGAACAGGCCGGACCGUACUGGGAACACACACCACUGGCCUUAAACGGGGAUCAGGAACGGGCCGGACCGGACUGGCAAUACACCUCAGUACCUCUCGCCGUGCCUCUACAUCUUCCUUCCCUUUUCUCACCAAUGGCUCCCGUAACCCGGUGGCCUUCUCCUCGUCCACGAACUCGCCCCUUCUCUGCCUCCAGCAGCCCUGUCGUCCAUGCCAUGUGCCCCCCCCUAAACAUUUUUUGGGGGUGCCUCUCGCCUGUCCGACCACGGCCCGGUUGGCGCCGCUUCUCCUCUCCUGCCUGGGUCUCCCCCUUCAUAGCCCUCCGGCAACGGACGGCCUCCUCCUCCGUAAUCUGCCCCCAACCGAGGAGGACAUCUACUAAAGUUACCUCCUGCGUGUGCUCCUGGACACGCUGCUUGGUCCUGGUGUGGUGGGAUCUUCUGUCACGUUCGUCGAAGGAGUAAGACCAAGGCGCAGCGUGAUAUUCGUACAUACUUAUUUUAUUAAGUGCACACAAUAAACAAAACAACAAACGAUAACGUGACGUCCUAGGUCUAACACAACCAACACGGAACAAGAUCCCACAACUACUGUGGGAAAACAGCCUGUCUAAAUGUGGUUCCCAAUCAGAGACAACCAGCAACAGCUGACACUCGUUGCCUCUGAUUGAGAACCACUCUGGCCAACAUAGAAAUACAACAACUAGAAUCUACAACACAGAACACAAACACAUAUAAUCUACACACCCUGGCUCAACAUAUAGAGUCCCCAGAGCCAGGGUGUGACAGUACAGGUGCAGUGAUCGGUAAGCUGCUGACAACUGAUGCUUAAAGAUAGUGAGGGAGAUAAGUGUCUCCAGCUUCAGAGAUUUUUGCAGUUCAUUCCAGUCAUUUGCAGCAGAGAACUGGAAGGAAUGGCGGCCAAAGGAGGUGUUGGCUUUGGGGAUGACCAGUGAGAUAUACCUGCUGGAGCGCAUACUACGGGUGGGUGUUGCUAUGGUGACCAAUGAGCUAAGAUAAGGCGGGGAUUUCCCUAGAAGUGAUUUAUAGAUGACCUGGAGCCAGUGGGUUUGGCGACGAAUAUGUAGUGAGGGCCAGCCAACGAGAGCGUACAGGUCACAAUGGUGGGUAGUAUAUGGGGCUUUGGUGACAAAACGGAUGGCACUGUGAUAGACUACAUCCAAUUUGCUGAGUAGAGUGCUGGAAGCUAUUUUGUAAAUGACAUCGCCAAAGUCAAGGAUCGGUAGGAUAGUCAGUUUUACGAGGGCAUGUUUGGCAGCAUGAGUGAAGGAGGCUUUGUUGUGAAAUAGGAAGCCGAUUCUAGAUUUAACUUUGGAUUGGAGAUGCUUAAUGUGAGUCUGGAAGGAGAGUUUACGGUCUAACCAGACACCUAGGUAUUUGUAGUUGUCCACAUAUUCUAAGUCAGACCCGCCGAGAUUAGUGAUUCUAGUCGGGCGGGCGGGUGCAAGCAGCGUUCGAUUGAAGAGCAUGCAUUUAGUUUUACUAGCGUUUAAGAGCAGUUGGAGGCCACGGAAGGAGUGUUGUAUGGCAUUGAAGCUCGUUUGGAGGUUUGUUAACACAGUGUCCAAUGAAGGGCCAGAUGUAUACAAAAUGGUGUCGUCUAUGUAGAGGUGGAUCUGAGAGUCACCAGCAGCAAGAGCGACAUCAUUGAUAUACACAGAGAAUAGAGUCUGUCCGAGAAUUGAACCCUGUGGCACCCCCAUAGAGACUGUCAGAUGUCCUCUCUUAAUCUCAUCUAGUGUAUAUAUAAAUCAUUGAGUGGUAUGCACACACCAAUUAAAAACUGUCCCAGGUGCUGGAUCAGAGAAGACAGCGUUAAACAAAAAGUAAAUCUGUACACUGCUAAAAUGCUCCCAAAGUGUUUAACUGCAUUAUACACAUUUUUGUCAGAAAUCUGACAAGACACAAACAGACUGAAAUAUGAGACUGAGACAAAGACAGAGAGCAAGAGAUGGAGAGAGAAAGAGACAUGAGACAGAGGAUGAGAGAGAUUAAGAGAUGGCAGAGAGGAGACAAAGAAGACAUGCAAUACAUGAGACAGGACACAAACACUGCAUUUGGCACCAGAGAAAAUCACACACGAACACAUUAGCGACACAUUACAUAGAAUAGUUAGAACACGUUGGAGACACAAUUAGCGAUUAUCAUAGCACAUAAAUAUGCAAUCUUUUUUGUUGUUGUUGAUAGUAUUGAUAUAUUAUCAGUAUCGAUGGAAAUGCCUGUCUGUGUAUGUCACCCCUCCCCCUCUUAUCAGACAGUCAGGUGACAUAUUUGGAAGAUGUAGCACAUUAGGUUAAUUAACCUCAGCCAGCAUUAGGACGGCCUAAUUAUCAUGCUCUGGCAAUCAGGCGGCCAUCGUAGUGCUGGCCGUAGUGCUAACAUACAGACAUACACACCCAGAAAACAUGACCCCAUUGUCCCCAUGUGGGUAUUCGGUGGCCAAGGUGAGCACGGGCUAGCCCACACCAGCCCAACACAGGCUAGCCCACACCAAGCCCAACACAGGCUAGCCCACACCAGGCCGACAUGGGCCAGCCCACACCAAGCCCGACACGGGCCAGCCCACACCAGGCCGACAUGGGCCAGCCCACACCAAGGCUGACAUGGGCCAGCCCACACCAAGCCCAAUUGGGGCGAGCCCACACCAAGCCCAGCACCGUCUAGCCCACACCAAGCCCACCUAGAGGCGGGGGCUCAUUAGAAGGCGUAGUUUGCACCCAGUUCUUUUUGUGCAACCGUGCAACCGUGCAUAUUGUCAUCAAACGGUCUGCUGUAGUCACACUGUCACUAGGCCUCUUGUUGCCUCAGGUGUGUGUGUGUGUGUGUGUGUGUGUGUGAGCGCACCUGGGUGACCCAGUUUAACUCUACUAUUUUCAUCACAAUCCAGAUCUGUUCAAAUCAGGCCAGAGGUAGGCAGUUUUGGUUUGAGGGCCAUAUCGGGACUUACAAAUUCAACAGUGGGCGUCACAGAUUUUCUAGACUUUGUUAGUCAAAAGUAAUUUUCGGGUCAGAAAAAAAUAUGUAUUAUCAUGUGUAAUGCUGUAAUACUUUCUAUCUAGUUUAAGACCUUCAAGUGUUAAUUUAUAUCGUUUUUAUCCAAAAUAAUCAUGUAAUUAAAAAAUAUAUAUAUAUAAAAAAGGAAUCCACCACAUCCACAGCACCCACCAUUUUAGCAGCGCUUGGGCCGGAUCCGGCACGGGGUCGUAUGUUGCCCACCGUUGGUCUAGGCCUGUUGUUCAGAUGUCUGAAUUUAUAUCCGGUAUAUACACUGUAUAUACAAAAAUAUGUGGACACCACUUCAAAUGAGUAGAUUCUGCUAUUUCAGCCACACCCGUUGCUGACAGGUGUAUAAAGUCGAGCACACAGCCAUGCAAUCUCCAUAGACAAACAUUGGCAGUAGAAUGGCCUUACUGAAGAGCUCAGUGACUUCUGACGUGGCACCGUCAUAGGAUGCCACCUUUCCAACAAGUCAGUUUUUCAUAUUCCUGCCCUGCUAGAGCUGCCCCGGUCAACUGUAAGCACUGUUAUUGUGAAGUGGAAACGUCUAGGAGCAACAACGGCUCAGCCGCGAAGUGGUAGGCCACACAAGCUCACAGAACGGGACUGCCGAGUGCUGAAGCGCAUAGCGUGUAAAAACCAUCUGUCUUGGUUGCAAACUCUCUCUGGAAGCAACGCCAGCACAAUAACUGUUCGUCGGGAGCUUCAUGAAAUGGUUUUCCAUGAUCGAGCUGCCGCACACAAGCCUAAGAUCACCAUGCGCAAUGCCAAGUGUCGGCUGGAGUGGUGUAAAGCUCGCCGCCAUUGGACUCUGGAGUGAUGAAUCACGCUUCACCAUCUGGCAGUCCGACGGACGAAUCUGGAUUUGGCGGAUGCAAGGAGAACGCUAUCUGCCUGAAUGCAUAGUGCCAACUGUAAAGUUUGGUGGAGGAGGAAUAAUGGUCUGGGGCUGUAUUUCAUGGUUCGGGCUAGGCCGCUUAGUUCCAGUGAAGGGAAAUCUUAACGCUACAGCAUACAAUGACAUUCUAGAAGAUUCUGUGCUUCCAACUUUGUUAUUUCAGCAUGACAAUGCUAUUUAGUUUGCCCCUAAAAAAAAAUGUCUAAUGCUCCUAGACAAAUGUCCUCAACCUGAAUGAAAUAAUAAUAAUUCAAAUAUCAUGAAAGCCCUGAUCCAUGAAGCAUAGAAAUAACUUAUAAGAUCUGGUAAUGCCAGCCUUCCAUUUCCUUGCAUUUUUAACUUGAGUAUGUAUUCAUUUUUUUAUGUGUAAUGCUGAAAGACACAUUUCUUCUAAUCUUAUUUGUUUCUCACACCUCUUUCCCCCACUCACCCACCCACCCCUCCCCCUCUCUCUCUCUUCUCCCUCUCUCCCCUACCCAACCUCCCCUCCCCCUCCAUAGCUCACAGAGACGUCGUCACGCUAUGCCCGCAAGAUCUCAGGCACCACUGCGCUGCAGGAGGCACUAAAAGAGAAACAGCAGCACAUCGAGCAGCUUCUGGCCGAGAGGGACCUGGAGCGGGCCGAGGUGGCCAAAGCCACCAGCCACAUCUGCGAGGUGGAGAAGGAGCUUAGUGCCCUCAAGGCCCAGCAGCUGCAGGUAGGCAGUAACCUGAGUGGCAGUCUGUUUUUGUUAUCAUGCCAUGAAAUUGCGAGUCCUCUUUUUGUACUGCGUUGAUGGUCAGUUUUAUACGAUAAUAUUGCGAUGAUUUGACUGUUUUAUUGGUCAGAUUGGUCAAAUAUUGGUCAGAUUGGUCAAAUUCACAAGCUCUCAUGUUAUAUGCGCGAAUAGUUGAUUUUGUAAAAUAAAUAUUAUAUUGCAGAACCCUGGAGGGACUGGCUUACUAGACUCAUAGCGGUACUAACCUGUAAAUAAACCAUCUCUAAUGUGCUCUGGUUUGCCUGGAGAUGUGCAUCGUUCAUAAACAAAUCAGUCAGCUACUUCUGACGAAUCAUGAUCUCAUGGAGGCUGAGCCUCAAAUUCAUAUAGCAAUUCAAAGCGGAAUGUUAUCUCCCAUGGAGUCUCUUUGCUAGACAAGGUGCACGCUAGUUUUUGCAUUGCUCGGUGCCCUGUGUGGAUGGAGAUUUCACUUACGGACCAAUGGAAUAGGCUACAAUAUGCAAACUCCGCCCACCCAGGGCACCGGCGAUGCAAAACUAAAGCAAGUUCAGUGCUCUCAACCAAUCAGAUGACAGCGUUUAUAGCGGAAACAGAGAGGGUCUUGGCCUUUGGCUAACCAUACCUAAGUGUAUGUCUCCCACCAUGCUGUGUCAAAGGCACAGGGCUAGGAAAUAAGCUAGCAUUUAUUUCACUAGAAAGUUGCUAAAUGAUUUUAUAUUUUUACAUAGAGAGAAGUGCAAGACAGUGGCAAUGGCAAAGCAUUAAAUAGCAUGCCAGACAAAGCUUCUCUUGUGCAUUCUUCACGAAAACAAUAAAACAGUGAUUACUGUGUGAAACAGGAAGAAAUUCAGCUAGAUUCAAACACUCUCUCAGAGCACUGGAAGAAUGUUGUUUUGCCUCACAGGGAAACUUCCAGAUUUCAGCUUUGAUUGGAUUGAGCUGAUUAACUUAUUUUGAAGGAUAGUAUUUGGCUUAUUGGUUUAUUCAGAUCCCCAUUAGAUGUUACAUUAGCAGGGUUGGGUAGGUUACUUUCUAAAUGUAAUCCGUUAGUUACUAGUUACCUGUCCAAAGAUGUCAUCAGUAAUGUAACUUUUGGAUUACACAAACUCAGUAACGUAAUCUGAUUGUGAUCCACCUCAAUCAACCAAGUUUUUAGUGGUAUGAAAUCUGAUAGCUUAUAAUGAGGCAAAUAGCAGUACUUUUGCUGUUAGUUUUAAUCUGUUUUUUUGUGAAACGCACCAAACUAGCUGUCGACCUGAUCCUCAAUGGAUACGGCGAGCCGCAACCGCGGAUAUCAUACACAAGAGAUGUCUUGCUUAAUCGCCGACCCCUUUGCUGUAAAUUUAUGCUACAAUGGAAUCUAAAGGCAUCUAAAGCAAGGAAACGUGGCAGUAGAGGAGAAAUUUGAAAUCGGAUGAAAAAAACAUCCCUUCAGAACAUCUCUUCCAUCUAUUGUGCAUGGCAAUGUUCAAAGCGUAAGGAAUAAGACUGACGAGCUACAGGCUUGUACCCAAUACCUUUCAGAGUACCUUUCAAUCCUGCCUGAUCUGUCUCUCUGAGACCUGGCUUAUAGAACAGGACCCUGACUCCACUGUGGAGCUGGAUGGCUACGCAAUCAUUAGAAUGGACCGAAACAUCAACUCUGGUAAGCAGAAAGGUGAAGGAGUUUGUGCGUUCAUCAAAGAGAAAUACUGCAAUCCAGCCCAUAUCACAACGAAGCACCAGGUCUGUACUAAAGACAUUGAACUCCUUGCUCUUAACCUACGGCCAUACUACCUGCCACAGGAAAUAAAUCAGGUUUGACUGUUUAUUGUUUACAUAGCCCCAUCCACUGACACCUAAACAGCUGCCAACAUGAUCUAUUUUUUUAUUAAUUUUUAUUUCACCUUUAUUUAACCAGGUAAACCAGUUGAGAACAGGUUCUCAUUUACAACUGCGACCUGGCCAAGAUAAAGCAAAGCAGUGCAAUAAAAACAACACAGAGUUACAUAUGGGGUAAAAAAACAGAUUUUUGCAAUUCGUUCCAGUCAUUGGCAGCAGAGAACUGGAAGGAAUGGCGGCCAAAGGAGGUGUUGGCUUUGGGAAUGACCAGUGAGAUAUACCUGCUGGAGCGCAGACUACGGGUGGGUGCUGCUAUGGUGACCAAUGAGCUAAGAUAAGGCGGGGAUUUGCCUAGCAGUGAUUUAUAGAUGGCCUGGAGCCAGUGGGUUUGACGACGAACAUGUAGUGAGGACCAGCCAACAAGAGCGUACAGGUCACAGUGGUGGGUAGUGUAUGGGGCUUUGGAGACAAAACGGAUGGCACUGUGAUAGACUACAUCCAAUUUGCUGAGUAGAGUGUUGGAGGCUAUUUUGUAAAUGACAUCGCCGAAGUCAAGGAUCGGUAGGAUAGUCAGUUUUACGAGGGCAUGUUUGGCAGCAUGAGUGAAGGAGGCUUUGUUGCGAAAUAGGAAGCCGAUUCUAGAUUUAACUUUGGAUUGGAGAUUCUUUAUGUGAGUCUGGAAGUUGAGUUUACAGUCUAACCAGACACCUAGGUAUGACCUUGUAUCCCAGGCUGAGACAGUCACCUGAAGCAGUAAAGCUGAUCAUGGCAGACUUUAACAUGUGCAGUCUAUCUGAACAUUUACCAUCAUACCAGCAAUGUUACAUGUCCUAUCCAAAAUGAAGCCUGUCUGGACCUUUGUUAUGGUAACAUCCCAGGUGAAGCCUAUCUGGACCUCUGUUAUGGGAACCUCCCAGGUGCGUAUUCCUCCAAGGCACUACCCAAUCUCCGGGGUUCGGACCAUAACAUGGUUCAGCUCAUCCCAGUUUACAAACCGCGACUGCAGCGAGAGAAGGUUAAAAAGGUGAAGCUACUGAAGCCCUCCAGGAAUGUUUCGAGUCCACUGACUGGGCGGCCGUGACGGACAGCUCCGACGACCUGAAAGAGGCAGCGGAUACUGUCUCAUAGUACAUCUGUUUCUGUGAGGAUCUCGUUAUUUCCAAAAAGAAACAUCUUCCCCAAUAAUAAACCAUGGGUGACUUGGGAAUUUAAAGAGCUCCUCAACCAGAAAAAACAAGUGUUUAAAUCAGGUGGCAGUAAAGAGGAAAGGACAAAUAUUCAGAGGACACUCAAAAGCAAGAUCAAGGAGUGCAAGGCAGCCUACAAAGACAAAUUAGACAACUUUUUUAAGGACAAUGACAGUAGGAAUGCCUGGAAAGGGCUACAAACCAUCACAGGUUACAAACCAAAGAGACAUUGCAUGACUGUCGAUAAUGACCUUGUCUUUGCAAAUGUUUUGAACAUUUUCUAUUGAAGGUUUGACAUGGGUGAUUUUACAUCGCAGCAGAAAGUGGCCAUGGACAGUAUAGAGAGCAUACCAGCUGUUGAUAUACAAAUCCCUGUGAAUGACAUCAAGCAACACUUUCAACGUGUCAACCCACAAAAAUCAUAUGGUCGAGACAGCGUCGGCAGCAAGGCACUCUGGGAAUGCUUGAAUGAACUUCAGUAGCGUGUUCAAUACCAUCCAACCCCACCUACUGGUGGACAAGCUGGUGAAUUUGGGUGUCAACUCUAUACUGAUCAAGCGGAUCAACAGUUUCCUUGUGAACCAUACCCAACAAGUGAAGUUUAACUCUGCAGUUUACUCUGUUGUGGGUUUUCUCCACCCAGACCAGGCCUUUCUUGAAGGUUUUGACAGAGAAACUGCAAAAUUCAUCCAGUGGUGCGCAGAUAACCUUCUUGAAAUAAACGUUAAGAAAACAAAAGAGAUGGAAAUAUAUAUUUUUUUUUUUACUACGAAGCUCAAUGGGGAAUCAGUCGAUAGAUAAAUAUCUGGGAAUUGAAAUAGACAAUAAAUUGAAAUACAAUGACUGUAUCCUUGCAAAGACAAAGAAACUGCAACAUAGAAUUUUUAUUUUUAAUGCAAACUGAACCAUUUCAAUGUUGAUUGCCAUAUCCUACAAAUGUUUUAUAAAUCUGUCCUGCAGAGUGUGCUGUCCUUUGGUCUGAUAUGCGUGUUUAGAAACAUACAAGCGCAAGACCAAGUCAAGCUUCAGCGCUUUAUCAAGACGGCGGGAAGGAUAAUUGGUAUAGACCAAUAAUCAGCCACCAGCCUUUACACAAAACCUAUCCUCCAAAAACUUGAAAGCAUUUUACAUGACAGUACCUAUUCCCUUCACUCAAAACUCAGUCACGGCAGCCGGAAAAUGUGGAAAGAGACUUCUUUAAAAGAAGAUCAGAACGGAUAGAUAUGAUAGAUAUUUGAUUCCAAUGGCCAUUAGGCUGUACAAUGGAUAGUCUAUUGGUCCCGGGAGUCUACAGCAUAUUGCACUUUCACUGUAAAUAUGUAGGCUAUUGCACUUUCAAAUGAAUUUUAUUUUGAAUUGUUCUGUUUUUAUGUUUUAUGUACCGUCUUUUUAAGCACACAAGCAAAUGAAUAAUAAAGAUAAUAAAGAUUAUAUGAAUCUGAAUUUAAACUUUUAGAUUACUUUCCCCUUAAGAGGCACAGGUUAGCGUUUUUCAUCAUAAAUCUUGCCCUGGAGGCAGCUCUGCAGAGUGGUCACUAGCUGGCACAGUCACAAAGUCAUAACAACAUAAGAUUAAACCUAACCUUAACCCUAACCAUACUGAUAACCCUAAGGCCUAACCCUAACCUUAAAUUAAGACCAAAAAGCAAAUGUUUGUUUUAAUAAAUUUUUACAAUAUAUCCAAUUUUGCAGCUGGCCCAUCUAGUGGAAAUCACUCAGUUCUGCCUCAAGAACAAGACUCAUCCUAAUCAAUGUCAACCUGCUUAAUAAGAGGCAUUAGAAAAAGCCAAAAAUGAAUAUAACCAAUUGAAUGACAUAUUGCAGGAUAAAUCAAUGUUAGAGUUUACAUAGCUGGCCAUAAAUGGAUGUUGCAUUUUACUUUAUGGGUUGGUUAUGCAGGCUUCAUCUAACCCAUCGCUUUCUACUACAGAUAAUAAUAUGAUUAGGCUAUAUCUUUACAUUUGUUUUUUUAACAGUGUCAGAUUGCCAGUCAUUCCAAUUAAUUUAAUACCCCUUGAGCUUCAAGAGUAGGACUUGGAAAUAUAGAUUAGCCAACUUGUUUUACCUGAACAUAACCCCAAAACUAAGGACUAGCCUACUCUGUUACUACUCUGUUGUUUAUGAUUUUGUUGUCAUGGAGGACUAAUUGGGCUCAUUGCUUCGAGUUGAAAAGUAAAUGCUGCUCUCGGAAUUGCAUGCUUUGAGCACUACCGAAAAGUGCUAUUUGCAUGUGAAAAAUGUGCCAUAUGCCGCAUUUGUUAUAGGCCUAUUGUUGACGUUUUUGUUGGUGACACUUUGAUAUCUCGAUAAUUUGCAGCUGUUUAAGUCUGUCAAAAGUGUGCGAGUUUGGGCAUGUGUCCGUUAGGCCUACAGCUUUUGUUGUUGAAUCAGCACGAAUUAGAUUGAGCAAUAAAAGCGCCAGUGGUGGUCUUCUUAAAUUAAACUUGUUUUUGACAUUUUGGAGUACAAUACCAUGGGGGAGUUUUUAUUCCAUAUGCUGGGAUCCACACUCUGCAGCUGUUGCAAGAGCUCAUAUUUCACUGGCUGUCCACUGGGGGCGUAUUCAUUACGCUGUUUCUGUUGCAAAAUGUUUCUUAAACGGAAUCAAGCGGAAUGAAACGGGGAGGGACCUACCUGAAUUUGUCCAACAGAAACUAUUGUUUUGCUCUGUUUGCUUCUGUUUGGUUAAGCGAUAAACGGUUUCCGUAAUGAAUACACCACUGGUCGCAAAAAUAAUGAUUGAUAGGCAGCUUUAACUUCUUCAAUUCAACCAUUAUUGGGUUAAAAUACACAUAAGCCUAUAGGCCUACAUUUGUGAACAGCCAUCCACAACAACCACAAUUUGUAAGGAGUAAAUAUCUAAAUGAUAGAGCAGCACUGUGAUUCACAUCAACGCGCUAUGUAGCCUAGCUAUGUAUCGCCCGUAGGCUAUACCACUGUUGUCGUCAUUACCUCCAAGUGUUUAUUCAAGUUGGAUAAUCGUUGGAUACCGACAGCAGUUGCACCAUUGGAAGACUGCUUGAACUGUAGCAUAUACAAAAGCCUAUUCCUUCUCUUUUCCCGCGAUUCAUCAAAUGCAUUUGGUGUGUCAUCAUAGUGGUCUCUGACUUGUGGUCAGACUUACUCAGUCUGAACAAACUUAAACUUGCACCUUUUUUCAAUGCUGAUUUGAAUGCCAUUGAGAAAACAGAAAGGUGUCAAAUAAUCUUUUCGCAAACAUCCUUUCUGAAUUUAAAAGUAUUCCUAGAAAUAAUCAUCUAGUUUUUCUAAUUACAAUAUUUUUGCUGGUAACGGAUUACAGUUACAGUUUUUUGCAAUUCGUUACAUGUAAUCGGUUACUCCCAAACCCUGUACAUUAGCAACAAUAGCUACUCUUCGCAGGGGCCACUGCAUGUUGAGCCUGGUUCCAGAAUAGUUUGAGCUGCUGUGACAAUGGCCAUAGGAGUUGGCAGCACACUACAAAGAUAUCUGGGACCAGCAGAUGUUGUUUUAUGAUGUAUAUUGGCCCGAGAUAGAUGAUUUGUUUGUGUUUGGUUUUGUUCAGAAUAUGUGAUGAUCAGUGUUGGGGGUAAAGCAUUACAAAAGUAAUGCGUUACGUAAUGAGAUUCCUUUUAUGAGUAACAAAGUAAAGUAAUGCGUUAAUGUUUCUAAAACAAUAAAUGUAUAACUAGUAAGAAGUAAUGUGGUAUAUUGUUUCAUUUCAAUAAUUAACCAAAAUAUCACAGAGACAAACAUUUUUACAGGGCCGGAGGUUACUGUGGUAAGGCAACUUGAGUCAUGUUUGUGCCUGUGAGAUUGAGAGAGUCUGACUAGUAGCCACGUCGUCUUCUCUUCCCUAGUAGUUGAAACUCAAACAUUGAAAAACAACCUAGCUUGUGAACAAAACAAUGUAAAUAGCAAAGAAACACAAGGACAAAACUCAGUAUACUUUCGUUUCAAGUAUAUUAGAAUAACUGUUGUGCCUGUGCGCAGCGUUCUUUGACUUUGUGCGAUUAAUUUACCAGCUAUGAAACAAAACGGCAGAAAUACUUUGAAAAUGUUUGUAUUGCUAUUGCUAUUAAUGAGAUCUUACUUGACUAUUUUUAUUUACAAAUUUGAGUGAAAUGAUCGCACUGUGGAGCCCUGACCACCCGCCAAUGUGGCUGGUGAAAUAGACAUGGAAACAGGGCCUAAAAUUAACACCUGCCACCCGCCAAAUGUGGGUAGAUUUUGGCAUUGGCGGGUGGCAGGUGUUAAUUUUAGGCCCUGUUUCCAUGUUCCAAUCUCGACUUGUUUCCAUGUUCCAAUCUCGACUUGUUUCCUCAUUAAGUUCUUGAGCGAGCAGAGAAAGGCUGUUUGGAGAAAGAUUUUGAAUGAAAAGAUAGGAAAUCUGUACAGAUGUUUGGCUUACAGUAUAUAUGGCUAAUUAAGCAGCCCAUAUACACUGAGUAUACCAAACAUUAGGAACACAUUUCUAAUAUUGAGUUGCACCCCGUGAGUUGGACUCUACAAGGUCUCGAAAGCGUUCCACAGGGAUGCUGGGCCACGUUGACUCCAAUGCUUCCCACAGUUGUGUCAAGUUGGCUGGAUGUCCUUUGGGUGGUGGACCAUUCUUGAUACACACAGGAAACUGUUGAGCGUGAAAAACCCAGCAGCGUUGCAGUUCUUGACACAAACCGGUGCGCCUGGAAACUACUACCAUACCCCGUUCAAAGGCACUUCCAUUUUUUGUCUUGCCCAUUCACCGUCUGAAGGGGAAAACAUACAUAAUCCAUGUCUCAAUUGUCUCAUGGCUUAGAAAUCCUUCUUUAACCUGUCUCCUCCCCUUCAUCUACACUGAUUGAAGUGGACAUCAAUAAGGGAUCAUAGCUUUCACCUGGAUUCACCUGCUCAGUCUGUCAUGGAAAGAGCAGGUGUUCUUAAUGUUUUGUACUCUCAGUGUAUAGCGCAGCACUUGUAGACUAGCACAGGAAAGCAGCGCAACAGAUAAAAGGAGAAACUAGUGAUCCAACCUGAGUUAGUUAGUAGCUUAUCUUUGGUAGAGCCUUGCUCCCUCCGACAGUCAAACAAACUGUGAGAUUGAGAUUUUUUUCAUGAAACUAACACAAAGUAAUAUAACUAGUAAUAACGCGGUACUUUCCACACAAAGUAAUAUUGUAAAGUAACGCUUUACUUUUGUUAAAUGUGACGAGUAAUAUGUAAUAUACUACUUUUCCAAGUAACCAAUCCCAACACGGGUGAUGAUGAUGGUAAUUAACCAUAAAAGCUGUUGGGCCGUGCAAGGACAGUGAUGACAUUUUGGCUGUGUCCAAAAUGGCACCAUAUUCCCUAUAUAGUGCACUUUAUUAGACCAGAGCCCUAUGGGUGUGAGCACGUUGUGUGCAGUGACAGUGACAGGGGCAUUUGAAAUGGCAAAAUAUCCGCUAUAUAGUGCACUACAUAGGGAAUAGGUUGCCAUUAUACAGAUGUAGGAUCUUAAUUUGAUCACUCUUUUGUUGCUGAGAAUUUUCUUGCAGAGCAGGAAAUGCAAACUUGUAGUGUAUUCAAGAUUUUAAAAGGCUUCUAAAGUUUGUAAUUUCCACUUUAAAAUAUAUCAAUCCCUACAAAAAAUGUCCAUUAAUUAUGAUCCACAUAAUAAUUCACAUGUCCUGUUGCUGCAAGACUAUUGUGUUGCUGUAGAAAACUGGCUCAAAUGAAGAUACUACAUCUGUAGUUGCAUGCUGUCACUGUCACUGCAGACUACACACUCACACCAGCCAAUUCAGCAGCACCCACUCUAUGACUCAACCAGGGAAAUGUCCUAACAUGUCAUCCCAAUAAGUCUGCACAUGUUGAUGAGUCACGCAAUGACUGGACUCUUUACUGAAUUAAGAGAAAAGCAACUGCAUAUCAGUCAGACAAAUGAACCUGUUAAAUAUGGAAGUCGACAACAUGUAGGGCUGGUUUCCCAGCCAGAUUAAGCCUAAUCCAGGACUAAAAAGCAUUCUCAAUGGUGAUUCUCCAUUGACAUAAUGGUAUUGUAGUAGUGUGUGCAUUACAUCCUUGGAACUGACUGACACACACACACACACACACACACACACACACACACACACACACACACACACACACACACACACACACACACACACACACACACACACACACACACACACACACACACACACACACACACACACACACACACACACACACGCUUGCAAGACUCAUAGCGCUACUUACCUGUCAAGAAAGCAUCUCUAAUGUGAUCUGGUUCGCCCCGGGAUGUGCAUCAAGUGAUUCUCCAUUGAAAUCUUUUUUUAGUCUAGGACUAAAAUGAAUCCGUGUCUGGGGUCGUUCCAUGUCAUUUCAGCAAGCCAUGACACCCACCAUCUCAGAUUGUGCUGAAAUCAUUUCUGUAGUUAAAAACAGAUAAGAUAAGCAUUAUGGAAACAGUAUUUUGUUGAAAUAUAAUUUGGGGAAAAAAAUCCCUCAUCAAUCUACACAUUAUAACCCAUAAUGACAAAAAAUAAACACCUUAUUUACAUAAGUAUUCAGAUCCUUUGCUAUGAGACUCGAAAUUGAGCUCAGGUGCACCUGUUUCCAUUGUUCAUCCUUUAGAUGUUUCUACAACUUGAAUGGAGUCCACCUGUGGUAAAUUCAAUUGAUUGGACAUGAUUUGGAAAGGCACACACCUGUCUAUAUAAGGUCCCACAGCUGACAGUGCAUGUCAGAGCAAAAACCAAGCCAUGAGGCCGAAGGAAUUGUCCGUAGCUCCGAACAAGGAUUGUGUCAAGGCACAGAUCUGGGAAGGAUACCAAAAUAUUUCUGCGGAAUUGAAGGUCCCCAAGAACACAAUGGCCUCCAUCAUUCUUAAAUGGAAGAAGUUUGAAACCUCCAAGUCUGUUCCUAGAGCUGGCCGCCCAGCCAAACUGAGCAGUCGGGGGAGAAGGGCCUUGGUCAGGGAGGUGACCAAGAACCCGAUUGUCAAUCUGACCGAGCUCCAGAGUUCCUCUGUGGAGAUGGGAGAACCUUCCAGAAGGACAACCAUCUCUGCAGCACUCCACCCAUCAGGCCUUUAUGGUAGAGUGGCCAGACAGAAGCCACUCCUCAGUAAAAAGGCACAUGACAGCCCACUUGGAGUUUGCCAAAAGGAACCUAAACGACUCUCAGACCAUGAGAAACAAGAUUCUCUGGUCUGAUGAAACCAAGAUUUAACUAUUUCGCCUGAAUGCCAAGCAUCACGUCUGGAGGAAACCUGGCACCAUCCCUACGGUGAAGCAUGGUGGUGGCAGCAUCAUGCUGUGGGGAUGUUUUUCAGCGGCAGGGACUGGGAGACUAGUCAGGAUCGAGGGAAAGAUGAAUGAAGUACAGAGAGAUCCUUGAUGAAAACCUGCUCCAGAGCGCUCAGGACCUCAGACUGGGGGCGAAGACUAACCUUCCAACAGGACAACGACCCUAAGCACACAGCCAAGACUACACAGGAGUGGCUUCGGGACAAGUCCCUGAAUGUCCUUGAGUGUCCCAGCCAGAGCCCGGACGAACCCGAUCGAACAUCUCGGGAGAGACCUGAAAAUAGCUGUGCAGAGACGCUCCCCAUCCAACCUGACAGAGCUUGAGUGGAUCUGCAGAGAAGAAUGGGAGAAACUCCCCAAAUACAGGUGUGGCAAGCUUAUAGCGUUAUUUCCAAGAAGACUCAAGGCUGUAAUCACUGCCAAAGGUGCUUCAACAAAGUACUGAGUAAAGGAUCGGAAUACUUAUGUAAAUGUGAUAUUUACAUAAGAUAUUUACACCUGCUUUUGCUUUGUCAUUAUAAGAUAGUGUGUAGAUUGAUGAGGAACAAAAACUAUUUAAACUAGUUUAGAAUAAGGCUGUAACGUAACAAAAUGUGGAAAAAGUCAAGGGGUCUGAAUACUUUCCGAAUGAGUUCUCUAUGUCUGACAAGUAGUAUGGCGCUGCGGCUGGGGUAUUGUUCUUUAUCCUAUGUAAUGUAUUCUCUGUGAAUUUGGUUAUGUUUUUUUCCCCAUGUUCAGAGAAAUGUGUCAUUGAAGCUGUUGGGUUUAUCUCCCAUCCUACAUCCUGAUAUUACCAGGUUCUGAUCACUUGAUAGUCCUGUUCCUGCUAUUAGGAUAUCUUUUUUUUUGUUUACCUGGCCACUGUUUCAAAUGCAAACUUUUUUAGCAUUUGUGGCAUAAGUCCAAUGCAAGUAAAUGGUACCUAUAUUAUCAUUUUCGCGCUUCACAUUCAAAUCAUCUAUAAGUAGCAUUGAGAUAUACAAUCAAUUUUUUUGAUACUUUAGGAUUAUUUGGACAUGAAGCAUGUAAAUGCUUAAAUAGGUACCAAUGACUUGCAUUGAAUUUGUGACACAAAUGCAAAAAAGUUAGCAUUUGAAACAAUGCCGAACAAAACCAAAGCAUGGGUUGGGGGAUUCUACAAUUGUAUUUUCACCUAAUAGCAGGAACAGCACCAUGUAGUGGUCAGAACCUGGUAACAUUAGGUUGUUGAAUGGGGGACACACCAAAUUCUCUGCGAAUACAUAACAUAGGAUGAAGAAACACAACUCAGAGCCGCAGCUCCAUACUACUUGUCAGACAUAGAGACAUUUUGAACAUGUCUAACUCAUUGUUAGAAAAAAGUUUGGUCCAAAUCAGAUGUUAGGUACUAUAUUUAUUGAAUGUUAUGAGAAUCCUAUAAAUUAAAUGUGCCAAUUUGGGUGCAAUCAAUUAGCUUAAUUUCUCAGAGAUCAAAUUAUAUUUCAUCAAAAUAAUGUUGCAGGAAUGCUAAUCUUAUCUGUUCCUAACAACAGAAACGAUUUCAGAACAAUCUGAGAUGGUGGGUGUCGAAAUGCUUUUUUGGGGUGGAACGACCUCCUGGGAAACGGACGCUUAUUGUGUAAUCUACAGACAUGAGUAAUUAAUCAAUGUUUCUUUUCACUGAACACUUCAAUUAAUUAGUAUGGGUAAGUGUUUGUGUACAGUCGUGGUCAAACAUUUUGAGAAUGACAGAAGUAUUGGUCUUCACAAAGUUUGCUGCUUCAAUGUUUUUAGAUAUUUUUGUCAGAUGUUACUAUGGUAUACUGAAGUAUAAUUACAAGCAUUCCAUAAGUGUCAAAGGCUUUUAUUGACAAUUACAUUAAGUUUAUGCAAAGAGUCAGUAUUUGCAGUGUUGACCCUUCUUUUUCAAGACCUCUGCAAUCCGCCCUGGCAUACUGUCAAUUAACUUCUGGGCCACAUCCUGACUGAUGGCAGCCCAUUCUUGCGUAAUCAAUGCUUGGAGUUUGUCAGAAUUUGUGGGUUUUUGUUUGUCCACCCGCCUCUUGAAGAUUGACCACAAGUUCUCAAUGGGAUUAAGGUCUGGGGAGUUUCCUGGCCAUGGACCCAAAAUGUUGAUGUUUUGUUCCCGGAGCCACUUAGUUAUCACUUUUGCCUUAUGGCAAGGUGCUCCAUUAUGCUGGAAAAGGCAUUGUUCGUCACCAAACUGUUCUUGGAUGGUUGGGAGAAGUUGCUCUCGGAGGAUGUGUUGGUACCAUUCUUUAUUCAUGGCUGUGUUCUUAGGCAAAAUUGUGAGUGAGCCCACUCCCUUGGCUGAGAAGCAACCCCACACAUGAAUGGUCUCAGGAUGCUUUACUGUUGGCAUGACACAGGACUGAUGGUAGCGAUCGCCUUGUCUUCUCCGGACAAGCUUUUUUCCGGAUGCCCCAAACAAUCGGAAAGGGGAUUCAUCAGAGAAAAUGACUUUACCCCAGUCCUCAGCAGUCCAAUCCCUGUACCUUUUGCAGAAUAUCAGUCUGUCCCUGAUGUUUUUCCUGGAGAGAAGUGGCUUCCUCGCUGCCCUUCUUGACACCAGGCCAUCCUCCAAAAGUCUUCGCCUCACUGUGCGUGCAGAUGCACUCACAUCUGCCUGCUGCCAUUCCUGAGCAAGCUCUGCACUGGUGGUGCCACGAUCCCGCAGCUGUAUCAACUUUAGGAGACGUCCUGGCGCUUGCUGGACUUUCUUGGGCUGAAAUGCAGUGGACAUUUUUGGGGGGGAUUCAGUUUAUUUUCAUGGCAAAGAGGGACUUUGCAAUUAAUUGCAAUUCAUCUGAUCACUCUUUAUAACAUUCUGGAGUAUAUGCAAAUUGCCAUCAUAAAAACUGAGGCAGCAGUCUUUGUGAAAAUUAAUAUUUGUGUCAUUCUCAAAACUUUUGACCACGACUGUACUUACUGAUAACUUGUCAAAGCACUCAGUGAUAGCAUGGUAUAGCUCAUCACUGAUAUGUUUUUCUCUGAUUACAGUAUGUCACAGAGACGGAGAGCAACCUCCAGCAAGUCAAAACUCUGUUGGCAAGCACUCAGAAGGACAAAGUAGAGCUGGCCAAUCAGCUUGAAGAAGAGAAAAGGUACGGUGUCAGGGAUUUCUAUGGAGUGAUCUUGCUGGUUUGGUCCUUUUUAGGGCAAUUCAUUUGUGGCACAAAAAUAUAUAAAUACUAAAUUGCUCAGAGCAGUUAAAUAUCCUGUUUUAAUACAGGUAUGAGGUAUCCCAAUUUAAUAUAUAUUAAAAGUCUCCACUUUUAUGACAACAGGAUAUUACUAUUGUCAUCUCGGCAAUUGAAACCAAUGCAAAAAAAAUCCUCAAGUGUGAAACCACCACCGAUGUUAUUCCAUUUAGGGUACUCAGAAGAACAUUGCUAGCGCAUUGUCAUUGUCAUAUGCCCUGCUUUUAAAAGACACAACAGUUUAUUAGCUAGCUGCCCUAGCCGUCUUUGGUAGAACUUUCAGCUGUGAAUAAAAUCUAUUGUUCCAGGAAAAGAGAUAUGAUUCGUCCCAAUGGCACCCUAUUCCCUAUAUAGUGUAGUACUUAAUACUUUUUUCAAUAGGGUAGCCAUUUGGAACAGAUCCAUGGUUGUCUGUGCUGUAAUCAGACCUGUGCCAAAUAUAUAUGUCAAACACUUUCACAUACUUAAAGUGCGCUUGAUUUAGCCUGACCAGUUUAAGGGGUGGGAGCACUUUUGGGACUAUUCCAUUGGUUCCAUUGCACUGGGCAAGCUCAAUCAAGUGUACCUCAAGUGAUUUAAUUAACAUAAUGUAUGCAGUUCUUGAAGUGGGACAAUGCUUUCCUGUACAGUGUACCGAGUCCGACUCCUCUAAUUUUCUACUGCUGAAGUACUGGCACCUUUUAUGAUGAGUACGGUCACCCAAAAUGAGUACCCGCACCUAUUUUAUUCUACUUGAAGCACUGUCCGUAUGUAUUUGACCCAGGUGUGGUCCUGUGUAGCUCAGUUGGUAAGAGCGUGGCGCUAGCUACGUGAAGGUUGUGGGUUCAUUCCCCACAGGCCUCAAAUAUGCAUGUCAAAAAUGUAUGCAGUCACUGUACUGUAAAUUGUUUUGGAAGAAGCCAUCUGUCGGGUUGUGAUGCUCUUCUGUGGCACUUCCCUGACACCUUGUGGCCGACGUGUUAUUACAGGAAAGUGGAAGACCUUCAGUUCAGAGUGGAGGAGGAGUCAAUCACCAAAGGAGACCUUGAGGUAUUUAUCAACCGUUUUGUAAAAAGCUUAGAUCAACAAUGAUUUGAUAAACGUGUUUUGACGGGAUGAGAAUGUGUGUUUAUAAGACUACUUUUGCAAAAGUGAUCAAAUGUUGCUCUUUCUAUAGUGUAAUGUGAAAGAUAUUAAUUGAGUAGUAGGCUAGUAGCUAACGACACUAUGAUGCUCAGUUAUGUAAGAGUGACCAAAAGCCUGUGCCAAACAUAUAGCGAUUAAAACAUUAAGUGAGCAAAUAUAGACAGAGGAACGUUGCACAUUUUCAAUGUUUAGGGACGGCAGGUAGCCUAGCGGUUAAGAGCCUUGGGCCAGUAACGGAAAAGUCACUGGUUUGAAUCCCUGAGCCGACUAUGUGAAAAAAUGACUAAAAUGUAAAUGUCUGUCUGUAAAAUAUCUGUCCUCCUUCAAUCUCUUGACUGCUGUUACAGAAAAUCCCAUGAGAUGUGUAUUUUUCACACAGUCUCUUCAAUCUGUACAGGUUUCUGUGUCUUGUAUUGUUCUCUACGUCCGGUCUCUCUCCUUUCUCUUUCCUUCUCUGUAGACUCAGACGAAAUUGGAGCAUGCCCGUUUUCGGCAGCUUGAGCAGAAUCUGUUCCUCGAAAAGUCGAGAGCAGAAAAGCUUCAGAAAGAAUUAGAGGUGAAUCGGGUAACUGGAAAAGCUAGCCCAUCCUAGAGCCCCUGCCUGUAAACAUUUUAUUUUGCGCUUCACCCCUGUAUCUUUUGUUUUGGUUGCUGUUGGACUUGCAGCACAAAUCCUUGUCAUUCCUGUCCUGCACCUGUCUCCAAACUCAGUCACUCAUACAGAAAAUACUAGUGUCAGUUACGUCAUCAAACAGCAUAGACUACAAUCAGAAUUGGGUGCCAUUGCCCUGAUUUAUUUAUCAAUGCCAAGAAUGCUCUGUACAGACAUUAGGUUUCAUGUUGAGAGGAACAAAUUGCUAGCCUGACGACUCACACUAAAUUAUUCCGCUACUCUGUCGUUCGCUACAUACUUUAGUCUGAGACUGCCAUCAUUGAAGUUGUUUGUGGUGACGAGGGGCAUUGUACAAAACAAAGCCAUUUAACCAAUCAGAGUAUCAAAGCCAAUGACACAUUUUCAAACCACCACUUUACCCACGUGUGUUCUGGCUCUGGCCCAACCCAUAGGUUUCUGGACCAAUCAGAAAGCCCCGAAUGAGUUCGCAUUCGGUGAAGGGUCGGAGAUGUACUCAGAUCCAGACUCAUUGCGGAGAAGAAACUAAUGUCCGUGGACGUGGCGUAGCGUUUGGCCGGAACAAGGAGUCUGGGUAGCCUGAAUCGAUUUUUUCAUUAAUUAAUGAACAAUUGGACUCACAUCCGAUAGAAAACCACUCCCUCUCUCUCUGGCUGCGUCUCAAAUGGCACCCUAUUGCCUCUAUCGUGCACUACUUAUGACCAGAACCAUAUGUGCUCUAUAGGGAAUAGUGUGCCAUUUGAGACACAGCCUCUAUCUAUCUCUCUUGGCUCUCAGCCCCACUGCCACUUUGUUUCCCAUCAGCUGUAAUGAGUGUCGGAGUGUUGGAGACUGCUCACUCGGCCCUGGUUGUUACUGCAGCCGAGUGAAGCUGAAGUCUCAGCCAGCUCUGAGUUUUCACCUUUCAUCUGUAGCGAUCGCUUUUUCCUCGUUCCUUUUGCCUCCCACUCAAAAAUCGUGUUUGAGUUCCCAGGGUGCCACUCCUGGAGUGGUUGUCAGCUGUAUUCAGUGUCGUUUCCACUGUUGAUGUCAUAAUUUUGUGUUAGUUUACAAGGAGGUUAAAUUGGUGGCAUAAUAUUAGAAUUAGCACCAAUGUGAAACUUCCAUUAAAUUCUGCUGAGGACCAAAAUCUUGCCUUAUACAGUUAUGUACAGUUAUAUACAUUCACACAUUCAUUUUGUGGUGAAACACAGUUAGACAGCACAUUUGGGUCAUGAAUGUUAUAUAGAGCUACAAAUAUACUGAUUUUACCUACAGGGAAGACGCAGUCUUGAUGCAGCACCCUUGAGGUUGGGUAAGAGAACCAAGGUGAAACAAAAUGGACUCAUCGUUUCGUUCGGCUCUGCUCAGCUAUCUAAACUGUUUGAUUCCCAAUUGUCUAUUGUUGACGACGUCGAUCUUGCGAAGUCAAUCUUGCCUUUUUCUUGGACUUAAUUAUUAUCUGAAUGCUAUUAAGGAACUUUUUGAUAACUACUUUUCCUAGAAACCAAUCAACUGUAGUGUUGCUUUUGUCUCAAUGGUCUGUAUUAACUUACUAUGCACUGCAUGUCAUCAGGUCUGCUCUGUCAAACAUGGAGUUCUGUCAUUUUAAUUGGAUGUUUGAAAAUGUCACACUUUAAUUGCUAUGUGUGCGCCUAGUGAUUGCCUAUCUAUGUGUAGUGUUAUGUCUGGGGGUUUUCUGUGGGCUUUGUGCAUCUGCCUGGCUUCUAGAGUGACAAAAUUGCAGAGAAUGGCUUGCUUUCUUCUCAUAGGUUGCACUGUGCCCGCUGAUUUAAAAGCUUGACUUGUUUUUGACGUCUGCGAGCAAAGCGUUUCCUCAAACCAAGGGAUUUCCACUGUAAUGCUUAGCAGUCUAAAAGGCCCAGCUUGUACGCUCAUAUGAUUCUCAAUAUGCCUCUUUUCCUGGCCCUGCAUGCUCUAUUCAAGCAUUUUAUUCGAACGAUUGGUGCUUGAAUGAUGUCAUCCUGUUUCAGGCAUGACGUCAUCCCCAUUACAGGACUGACACUAUUCGGUAACGGGUAUGAUGUCAUUCUGUUACGGGAACGACACCCCUGACAGAUUCAGUAAUGACUCAAACCACAUUAAGGCAAUGAUGGGCUCUCUCUCUCUCUGCCUCCACAGCAAAGCACGGUUGAGGAGCAGAGCCGCGUCAUGCAGCUGGAGGAUGAGCUGGCCCUGCGGCGGGCCGAGAUCGAGGAGCUCCAGGUCCGGCUCCAGGACUCGUCCAUGGACGGGGACUCCACCCAGGGGCCGGUGGCCCAGUCGGAAACCCUUCUGCUCCGGGAGCAGCUCCUGAUGGCAGGCCGGGAACACCGCAAGGAGAGUAGCCAGCUGAGGGAGAAGUACAAGGCGGCAGUGGCAACGGGCCAGGAGGAGACAGACAAACUGAAAGCCAUGGUGGACAAACAGAGCCAGGAGAUCAUCGAGCUGAAGCAGAGAGUCCAGCAGGCCACUACAGAGAACAUGGAGAUGAUGGACAACUGGAAGGUGAGAGGCACUAUUCUCAGAACAGAAAGGGAAUUAUAUUACUCAUUUGGAAAUGUAGGUCUCUCUCUCUCUCUCUAAUCUUGUAUCCCUCUCCUCAAGGUCAAGCUGGACACCCUGGUCAACGACCACCAGCGCUCCCUGGAGGACCUGAAGGCCUCGCUGUCCAGCGGCUCGGCCAAAGGCCAGGAGCAGGACCCCCAGGAGCUGAGGACCACCCUGGAGAGCCUGCGCAUGGAGCACCAGCUGGAGCUGGAGAAUCUCAAGGCCAGGCACGAGAUUGAGGCGGCCAUGCUGGCCAAGGAGUGUGACGAUCUGCGUUCCCGCUUGCAGGAUGCCAAGGACCAGCUGGGCGAGAGCAGCCAGAACUGGAAUAACCAGGCCCAGACAGAGGCCAGGAGUGAUCAGCAGGCCCUGGAGCUGAGGGAGGUCUGGGAGGAGCUCCAGAAGGCCCAGCUGAGGGUGGGCGAGCUGGAGAGGCUGCAGGGCGAGCAGGACGGUGCCCGGGACGAGCUCCGGGAGCGCCUGGAGCUGGCUGAGAAGAAGAUGGUGGACUACAAGGCCCUGCAGAAGGCCGAGGCCCAGAGCCGGGAGGAGCUCUACAGCCUGGAGGAGAAGCUGAGGGUAACUGAGAACCAACUGCAGGCGGUGCAGGAUUACCACCACAUGCCACAGGACGCCAACGUGAGUCCUCUGGGGGGAUAGCUGUGGUAGCAUUGGUUGUAUAUGCUAUGCUGUGGUCCAUAUGAGAUUAGAGUCUUGUGACCCAACUAUAAAAUUAACUAAGGUUGCGUUUAGAGUGGCGCUAAAUCCUUAUUCAUGUGAUCUAAUGCUAGCUUUCUAGAAACACUCUUAGACAAGUAAGUAAUUUCACUUCCACAUGAUAUCUAUGCUAUUCUAGUUCCUUGUGUGUUUCCAUAUCUUUGUCCUCAAUAAACAAAUGAAGCAUUGAAUUGUCAUGGAUUUGCCUUCUAACUCUCAAUUUUGUCUCCCUCUCAGGUUAUAGAAAAUAAUGACAUCUUGGAGGAAAAGAUUAAGCUAAAACAGAAUGUUGAAGGUAUUGUAAAUGUUAACCUGGUUAAUUAAGUUGUAUUGUUACUGUAAACAUAUUUUUAUGUAAAUUAGGAUUCUUUUAGAGACCCUUAAUGUCAAACCUGUGUUAUAGUAAAGUAUUUCAAAUGUCAGACCUCUGUAGGCUUUUGAUUGUACUUUGAGGACAUUGCGUACCGUAAAACGUCAAAAUUAUGGGAAUCAUCCGUUUUUAUUGCCAGGAAGAAACUGCUAGCCAUUGGCUGCUAACAGCUGAGAGCUGCUAGCUAACUGGCAUGCACAAAACAGUCAACAACUUCGGGAGUACAGACCCCCAGAAAUUGAGAAGGGUCUAUCUGCAGACUGUGUUUACUACAUGCCGUGCCCACUUACAUGCUGCGCCCACUUACUAUAUGCCACGCCCACUGUCAUUGAGGCUGCAAGCUAUCUAGGACACAGUGUCCUUCGCCCCCGCCUGCCGAGCCCUGCUUUCCCGCAGUUAUUUUAACGUUACGGCAAAGGUAUUCACUACCCGGUAGUGCGACGCGAGAGUUGGGUUGGCUACACUAGCUAGCUACUUCCCUCGCCAUCACGUUAACAGAACAGGAAAUCAGUGCUCGGCAGGUGGGGGUGAAGGACACUGUGUACCAGUGUCUAUCUGCGGGUGCAGAUCAGUGGGCGGCGGCAUGUAGUAACUGCAGUCUGCAGAUAGACAUUAUUGCAGAAAUCGUCCGAUCGUCCUCGUGGUGAAAGUAAGAACUGACGAAAAUGCACAGUCAAAGAGGAGCAUAAUUAUUCUGUCAAGGAGAGGCAUACUAAAAUAAAAGAAACGUGACACAGUUUGUAAAGGAUAACACAUUUAGUGCAGGAAAUGAAGAAAUUCAUUAAAAUGCUGGAAGUGAAUGCUGGAAUUAAACAAAAUGUACUAUGCAAAUGAGCAAAAGCUGUGAAGUAGGAGCCUGGCUCAAAUAGAAUCCUGUCUCUAAUAAGCGCCUGUUGUGUUCAGUGAUUUAAGCAAAUAAAUGCCCAGGCUAUUAAUUGAAGUUUUACGGUAGUUAGAUUCCAAGGUUUUUGACCAACGGUGGUUUCACGUUUCUUUCAGAAACUAUGGAGAAUCUGACCAAAAGUGAAAAAGAGGUCUCCACUCUCACAUCACAGGUCGAUGCCCUCAAAUCACAGAUAACUGGUAAAUUAUACUGCUAUGACAACGAUAUGUUGCGUAAAAGGUGAAAAGAGACUCCGCACUCUGAUGAAGACCUGAUUGGUCGAGACGUUGUCAAAUAAAUUCCCAAGGGAGCAUAGAAUGCAGUGUGUGAAGUAUAUUUUCACCUUUUAUUGAACAUUCUUUGAUAUCCAGAACCUGUUCAAGUCUAUAGAUGUACGUAUGUCAUCUUUUUUCUAUCUAUGAUAUUUUGCACUCCAUGAAUGUCUUGACAAAUACGACACAUUCACUCUCCAUCAACUACAUGUACAGUAUUUGAUUGCCUGAGAACAUUUUCUCUCAAACAUAUUGCAUGGAAAAAAUUUUAAUCCCUAAAUUAUAAAACUUAAUUAAUGAAUAAUGAAACAAGGUCUGAUGAAUAAUACAAAUAUACAAUUUCAUUGACUGGUGACUGAAUAUACAUGUCCUUUUUUUACCAAAAAUAUAAAUGCAACGUGUAAAGUGUUGGUCUCAUGUUUCAUGAGCUGAAAUAAAAGAUCCUAGAAAUGUUCCAUAUGCACAAAAAGUGCAUUUCUCUCUAAUUUUGUGCACAAAUUUGUUUACAUCCCUGUCAGUGAGAAUUUAUCCUUUGCCAAGAUAAUCCAUCCACCUGCCACAUGUGGCAUAUCAAGAAGCUGAUUAAACAGCAUGAUCAUUACACAGGUGCACCUUGUGCUGAGGACAAUAAAAGGCCACUCUAAAAUGUGCAGUUUUGUCACACAACACAAUGCCACAGUUUUGAGGGAGCGUGUAAUUGGCAUGCUGACUACAGGAAUGUCCACCAGAGCUGUUGCCAGAAAAUAGAAUGUUCUACCAUAAGUCUCCUCACAACUGCAGACCACGUGUAUGGAGUCGUGUGGGCAAGCGGUUUGCUGAUGUCAACGUUGUGAACAGAGUGCCCCAUGGUGGCGGUGGGGUUAUGCUAUGGGCAGGCAUAAGCUACGGACAAUGAACACAAUUGCAUUUUAUCAAUGGCAAUUUGAAUGCACAGAGAUGCCGUGAUGAGAUCCUGAGGCCCAUUGUCGUGCCAUUCAUCCGCCGCCAUCACCUCAUGUUUCAGCAUGAUAAUGCACGGCCCCAUGUCGCAUGGAUCUGUACACAAUUCCUGGAAGCUGAAAAUGUCCCAGUUCUUGCAUGGCCUGCAUACUCACCGUGUACGACAGCGUGUUCCAAUUCCUGCCAAUAUCCAGCAACUUCGUACAGCCAUUGAAUAGGAUUGGGACAAUAUUUCACAGGCCACAAUCAACAGCCUGAUCAACUUUAUGCGAAUGAGAUGUUUUGCGCUGCAUGAGGCAAAUGGUGGUAACACCAGAUACUGACUGGUUUUCCUUCUUUUUUUUUUUUUUUUUUUAAGGUAUCUGUGACCAACAGAUGCAUAUCUGUAUUCCCAGUCAUGUGAAAUCCAUAGAUUAGGGCCUAAUUAAUUUAUUUCAAUUGACUGAUUUCCUUAUAUGAACUGUAACUCAGUAAAAUCUUUGAAAUUGUUGCAUGUUGCAUUCAUAUUUUUGUUCAGUAUAUAUAUUUGAAGCGCCAACACUGCAGCACUUGUUGGUCCAAACCAAACAUUUAACUCAAAAUCCUUCUCAAACCUCUUUUGGUCCACCAGCCUUGGAGGGCAAAGUUCGCUUGGGUGAGAAGAAGGGCGACGCCCUGGUCAAGGAGAAGAUGCGCCUGGAGGCCGACCUCGAGUGCAUGACCAAGAAGUCCCAUGAUGCAUCGGGACAGCUGGUUGUAAUUAGCCAGGAGUUACUGAAGAAGGAGAGGUAAUUUGAUGGCGAGAGAGAGAGAGCGAGAAAGAGAGGGAACACUAUUGAUUUUCCACCACAACUCAGCAUUUUCCCUUUGAAAUAGGGAAUAAAACAUGGCAGCCCACCCACUGCUACAAGAUAUAUCUUACAUUCAUCUGAAGGAGAUUAGAUGUUUGCUAAAGCACUUGUGUAAAACCGUCCCCGCUCUUUACACAUACAGUGUUUUGUGCUAGAAUCGUGUGUUUUCAAAGACUGACAAAACAGUCGCAACUCGUCUUUUUGAUAUGCAGUCACUAGACGUAUGCUAGAUAUCUGUUUUAUGAGGAUCAAUCCACUUAGGUUAAAAGCUGUUAAGGUAAUGGAGAAAAUUAGCCUGAUUUAAAAGUAGGUCCAAAAGGCCUUUUCACCCCUCAAGUCAAUGCAUUGUCAUGGCUGUGUUACUGUAAAGUGUCCCAUUACUCUAAGGCGUUUAGGGAGAUUACGCACACAGCGCUUAGGGAUAUUAGGCCUGGAAAUAUAAGCAACAAUUUAUUGAAAGGACAUUAACGCAACAUUAUGUAGUUUGCAGUAUUUGACCGUGUCAUCUACCUUUCAUGGAGAAAAAAAAAAAAACAUGUAUCAUAGAUAGGUUCGGGUCGUUGAUGGUGAAACAACCCUGAAUCUAGCCUGGGUGCCAGUCUCUUUCUGCUCUCUUACCAACUCUGGGGAAUUGUCAUGCCAAUGACAGCAUUGGAGUUGGCAAGACCACAAUCAAGCCUGGGACCAGGCUACCCUGAAUCAGGAAGGCAAGGGUAAAUCUUAAUGGUAUUCAUUGUUGUAUCGUCCCCUUGUGUCAGGAGUCUGAACGAGUUAAGGGUGUUACUACUGGAUUCCCCUCGCCACUCGCCUGGCCUGGACCGAGAUCUGAGCCGAGAGGUGCACAAGGCUGAGUGGAGGGUGAAGGAGCAGAAACUCCAGGAUGACAUCAAGACCCUGAGAGACAAACUGCUCCUGCUGGUGAGAGGGGAGGGGCUGGGAGAUGUCAAUCACAGUGCUGGCGCCGCAUCACAUCAUGUGUCCAUCAAUUUAGGGUCAUAUUCACUAGUAACCAAACGGGAGUAAACAGGCCAAAACGGGGAGGAAUGCUUUUUUUCUUUGCUAAACGUUUUGCUAUGGUGUGUACUAAUAAAUGCGACACAGUUUGUUGUGUUCUCAUGCUCUCUUUGUGUUCACAAAGAUGAAAGCUGGUCUAGAAGUAGAAAGGUCUACAUGAUUAAGAUUAUAAAUGUUCCAUGUUUCUUAUUUAAAGUGGAUACAGUAUAUGGCUAUUAUUUUGUUCAUGUCUGUAUCCUAUAUUAUUUAAAAUAUGUUUGACUCCGUGUAUUCAUAUCAAAGGCAGACCUAGCAAUGACAGAUGUAGCCCUCCACAUUUUUCCAGCAAUGGAUUGAAUAACUAAACAGGGUUGUGUUCAUUAGGGCCCGCAUCUAUAAAAGUCAAGGUAGUCCCUUCCUGUUUCAGUCUGUUUUUCUUUAUUUUAGUGCCUAAUGAACACCCAGUUGAUCCUUACACGUGAUGUGUGUGUUCUCAGGGCAGGGAGAGGGGCUCGUCCCCAGAUCACCGGCGCUACUCUAUGCUGGACCCGUCAACCCUGGACUCGGAGGUGACCCGUCUGCGCCAGCGGCUCAUGAGCACAGAGGAGGCCCUGAGGGGAGCCCUGGAGCACAACCAGGAAGUGGACCAGCUGGUGCAGGCCAUGCGCAUACACCCAGACAAGAGCCAGGUAAACUAGACCAGGACCACCUCUAGCUAGCACUUGUUUUGCCUUCCUGGGACAGAUUUUGUUUAUAGUGGCUAUUUUGAAGAAGGGUCUACCUGCAAUGACUGUUUUUCCCUACUAAACUUAGUUCAAUGCAGUGACUGUAAAUCGCUCUGGAUUAAAGCAUCUGCUAAAUCAUUAAAAUGUUAAUGUAAUGUAAUGUAAGCUACAGUUGCAGGCACUACAAAGUUAGGCCGCGUCGUGGUUUUGGCAGAACAAUUGCCACAAUGUGCGUGCAACAAAAUGUGGCACUCUAUCGUCUCCCAGUGGUGUAAAGUACUUAUGUAAAAAUACUUUAAAGUACUACUUAAGUCAGGUUUUUUUGGUAUCUGUACUUAUUUACAUUUUUGACAACUUUUACUCCACUACAUUCCGAAAGAAAAUAAUGUACUUUUUACUCCAUACAUUUUCCCUGACACCCAAAAAUACUUGUUACAUUGCGAAUGCUUAGCAGGGCAGGGGAAUGGUCCAAUUCACGUACUUGUCAAGAGAACAUCCCUGGUUAUCCAUACUGCCUCUGAUCUGGCGGGCUCACUAAACACAAAUGCUUUGUUUGUAAAUGAUGUCUGAGGGUUGGAGUGUGCCCCUGGCUAUACGUAAAUUUAAAAAACAGGAACAUCGUGCCGUCUGGUUUGCUUAAUAUAAGUCAUUUGAAAUUAUUUAUUUUGACUUUUGAUACUUAAUUACAUUACCAAUUACAUUUACUUUUGAUACUUCAGUAUAUUUAAAACCAAGUAUUUUACUGGCUGAUUUUUACUUUUACUUGAGUCAUUUUCUAUUAAGGUAACUUUACUUUUACUCAAAUAUGACAAUUGGGUACUUUUUCCACCACUGUCGUCUCCUAGUGAUAGUUUGUCACAGAAACCUGUCCCGCAACUGUAACAUGAGUUUGAUUGGCAAAUCUAAAAAAACUUGUUUCUUGAACGGCAAACAGUGUAUGUACCAUGUAGCAAAGUACUAACACUGUAAUUACACUGUACUUGCCUUUGUAACUACCACAUAAAUACAUGGUUUCAGUGUAAUUUAAUAUUAAGUGGUACCGAAGGCUGUUCAAUACAAAAGUCAGGAUAUAUGCGUUUGAGUAACGUAAAAUGCACGCUUCUUUCAUGAUUCUCUUCCAGGUGCAUGGUGGUGCAAAUUCAGCCAAUGGGAUUCAUCAACAGAAUUCUUCCUUUACUCAAGAUGUAGGUAUUAAUUAAUCAUAAUAACACAUCAAUCACACAUGUUAUAUGUCACAUCAAUUACAUUUAUCUUAACUCCAUAGAUCAGUUAUAGAUCAGUUAGUUACUCACUGUCUAGAGAUUUACUAAAUGCCAUUAUUGCCAUUCCCACAAUGAGUUACAUAAAUACAACAUUAACGGACGGUUUACCUAACACAGAUAAAGCCUAGUUCUAGACUUAAAAGCAUGCUCAAUAGAGAAUCUCCAUUUAAAAUGCUUUUUAUUCCAAGACGAGGCUUAGUCUGUGCCCUAAAUGAAUACUCUGACUGAUAUGUAUUUGCUACAUUAUUUGAGCGUCUUCUUCAAUUUUAUGGCUUGCUCCCCAGGAACAACACUGAUAUAGGAGAAGAAGAUCCCAUCUUGAAUUGGGGAAAUGCAGAGGUACAUUUUAAAAGAAGAAGAAGUCGGUACGACUUGGGACUAGCACUCCACUGGACUCCAGACUACAUGUUCUGUUACAGUUACUACCAAAACAAUGUCUCUCUAUCUCAAUAUAUACAUUCAUCUGUUGCAAAAAAGAAAAACACCCAUUAGCCAAACUUAAGACAGCUUGAAGAUACUGUAAAAUGGUUGACGGAGAUGGAGGUGAAAAAUUAUAGGUAUGACUUUUGAAAACUGAUACAUACCCUGCCUACAUACCCAAGGAUGGUAUUGGACAUUUGGACAUGGGAUAACCUUUUAUCUUAGUUUAUUAGAGAUCAUGACCCGACGAGUCAUGGUAUGUAUCAGUUCGAGAAUUACGAAUUGUGACUCCAGAGAAUGAAAUUACUCUGGUGUCUGAUUGAAAACAAAGAUGAAGAAUUUGGCUUCAAUCCAUCACUUUUUGUUUUAUUUAUUUGCCACACUUAUUUUUUAUCCUUAGAUUAUUGUAGCUGAUUUGAUUUGGCCAGUGACAUUCACAUUUUUUCAUAGCGAACAUGCUCUGUAGCGAACAUGUGAAUGAAACGGGGAUGCUGCUGGAUUUAGGCUGAUGUUAUGUCUACAUAUGAAUAUAGCUGCAAUAUCGGAAACUUGUGCAUACUGUAAAAGUGUAUUUAGCCAACUGAACCAAUCCAACUCGGUGUCGUAUGUGCACCAAAUAGCUAUCAGUUUAAUGGUUUACUCAUUUGAACUGAGUUAUCCUUUAAUUCCACUAUGGCUUUACUGGAUAGUGGGAAACCGCACCACUUUGUAGUGUUUUCAUACACGCGAAAAAAAUAAUAAUUCAAGUGUUGAUCAUUUAUCUAAAGACAUUUGACCCAAUGUUUGUGAAAUUUCAACCUGGAUCAAUGCCUUGGGAUCACUUUGUCCUUUGAUUCGAGUAGGCCACUCAACGGCUGUUUGGAGCACGAUACAAACAAUGGAACAUUCAAGGCCUUUGUCCCAAAUGGCACCCUAUUCCCUAUAUAGUGCACUAUUUUU
Molecule: messenger RNA, 60871 nt
Organism: Coregonus sp. 'balchen'
Lineage: Eukaryota; Metazoa; Chordata; Actinopteri; Salmoniformes; Salmonidae
Source: the annotation of a GenBank genome assembly